AUGUCUCUGGUUACCGAUGCCUUUGUGUCUCAGAUAGCAGGUAACUCGCUCAUUGCUCCCUGUGUCAGUCUGUACUCCAUGACCUGCCUCUCCCUGACAGCCAUAGCACCCUGACAGCCAUGCCACUCACCCAGCAAGGCCUGGGCACCUGUGGCAUCGCCUCUGUGACUGGUACAAAUAAAAAAAAGCAAUGGAGUGAUGGGAGUUGGAGUUUGUCACUCAGUUGUUAAAGCUUAUAAAAGCAGCCUGAUUGGGUCACCACUGUGUAUGAGAGAGAGAGAGAAAGGAGGAAAAAAAUAAAAGUGGUUAAAUCACGAACUCACAUGUGUUGUGGCAGAUUAAAAAUGUAUUAUCAUUGGUUCAGGGAUCACAAGAAUUGUAGUCAGGGCUUUAUUAAAGGACCACUAUAGUCAGCCAGACCACUUCAGCUCAAAGAAGUGGUCUGGGUGCCAGGUCCCUCAGGUUUUAACCCUUCAGAUGUAAACAUAGCAGUUUCAGAGAAACUGCUAUGUUUACAUUUGGGGUUAAGCCAGCCUCUAGUGGCUGUCUUUCGGACAGCCAUUAGAGGCGCAUCUGCGACGCUGGUGGCAUAUUAUGCCUCCAUCGUGCAGAGCGUCAUAGGAAAGCAUUGAGAAAUGCUUUCCUGUGGAGACUUUGAAUGCGCGCGCGGCACUUGCCGCGCAUUGCAUUCGGAUCCGCUGACGGAUGGGGGAGCUGACGUCGGCGGGGAGGAGAGGUCAUCAGCGCCAAGGGAGCCCGGCGCUGGAAUAAGGUAAGUGGCUGAAGGGGUCCCCCAAGGAUGACAUAGUGUCAGGAAAACGGGUUUGUUUUCCUGACACUAUAGUGAUCAUUUAACUAGAACACAAAACUGAAGUGAACUGAAAAUCAAGUUGCAAAAUUUAGGGUAAUAGCCAAGCCGUGACUAUAGCAGAGUUGGAUACGUUAUCUACAUGAGCACUUUUUUGCCUAAAUCUUGGAACAUGGUUAAAAGUUAUUCUAAUUUAAUGUUUAGUUUUAUAGUUAAAAACCUUUUCUACCUCCUGUAAGCACAAACUUCAUUAUAAUAAAUCUUUACUUAUAGAGAAACUGUCAUGUCUCUGAAAAUGACAGUUUCCCAUUACCUCAUCCCAGUAAAUGCUAUUGAAGUGUUUACUGAGAUAAAGAGUGCAGCACUUCCUUGUUCCAUGUUAUCUGGUUAGAAAAUGGAAUAUGAGCUCAUGUACUCUAGCCAUUCCCGUCCAAGUACAGUGUGCACACCUCAGGUGAAUGUUGCCAAGUUGCAAAAUGUUGACUCCUUUGAUAACAUGUAACUAAUUUGGCUGUUUGCAAAUUGAUAAAUUUCAGCCAAAUUGCACAGAAGGAGCUACGAGUCCUAAAAGAAAGUUGAUGUAAAGCAGAACCCCAGCCCAUAAGAAAAUAUGCAUCUGUAAUUUGCAAUGUCUUGGGCAAAUCCUUGUAAUUCAUGUAAUUUUUCCUGCAUGCAGAUGAUCAUCUCACAUAUCUUCCCUAACACACAGGUGUUAUUAACUCCAAUUUCUGCUAUCCUGCCUAUUUCAUAUCACAUUCCAUGCUCUAAUGCUAUAAGAACUCUAAAAUAUUACUUAACUAGUCUGCUGCCAGAACGAUAUUGUUAGAAUUCGCUUUAAAGGGUCAUGUCCGCACAUGCUCCUGGAAUUGUCCAGAGUGGUACUAGCCUGGAAGGUUUGUCAUUUUCAGGCUGUGCAGGGGAAUCUAUGAUUGUGUUGAGGCUCCCUGGUUGUUUUGGUGUCUGCUCCAACUUGUAACAGGAACCCGAGAGAGACCAUUGCUGAAUUUGGUGUCCAUUCGCUAAACCCUGAAGUUGUCAAUUAAAUUCAUAUGAAAAUAGCAGGGAUUCAUUCAGCUAAAUUUGUUUAGCAUUGGAUUAUUUGUGAAUUCACUAAACCACAGAGUAAUUUUAACAAUGGUAUAAUUAGACUUGAGUCGAACUAUAUCAGUUGAGUUAGCAAAAUAGAAUUUGGUACAAUAACCUUUAUGCAAAUUUAUUAUGCAUAAAGAAACACUCAAGCACCAUAUCCUUAUCAUCUCUCUAUAGUGCUUAUGGAACCCUUCACCUGUUGCAAGGAGUCAUGCCUUUUUUUUUUUUUUUUAACAGUUUGACUCCCUCCUCCACUGCCAGAAUUUCCUAAGUAGUCCCGCAGUGCAGGUCUUAGCUCAUUGGCUGAGAGCAUCAGCUGAUCGCUCUCAGUCAAUGAGCUAAGACCUGCAUGCAAUACUAACAUCAAGAGAGCUAACAGAAGUUCCUUCUUUGUAUGUUCCAUCUCUCCAGCAAUGACAGUGGAGGUUGUAACAAGUCAAACUAUUCAAAAAUGGUUUCAGUCCUGGCACUAUAACCACUGAACAUUAGUGGUUAUGGUGCUUGGGGUGUUCCUUUAGUGUGACCAGGUAAAAGUAUAAAUUAUGUAAUUCUACAUCAUUUCCUCUUGAUUUUAUAUUUGAUAGAAUAGUCACUUAUUCAUGAAUUAAAGAAUGAUAGGGGCUCUUAAAGCCUGCAUGAAAACAAAUGUAGCAUGCUGUUGCUUACAUUACUGUUCCCACACUAUUGCAUGAAAAAUAGGUAUUCGUAAUUUGAACAGAAGUAAAUCCCAUAUAAAAGGCUAAUUUAGAAUGUCUUUCUUUUUUUUUUGAAGAUUAAACAAGUAUUAAACAGUAAUAGUUGUUUCAUGAUAAGAUAAACAUCAAAAUAUGAAUAUUACAUUACAGUGCAUACAAAGCUACAUAAAAAGACAUACAACAUAAAAAAGAUAUCGGGUCAGCCAUCGGGAUCUGGGAGUUGGACGGAGUCAGUGUCACUUCUUUAAAAUAAUCAUUUAGAGCUAGAGACACUUUCUGAAUGUUAUCUGUGUUUUAUCUUACAAAUGCAUCUAUGCCAGGGUUAUUAAUUUAAAUAAGGUAUAGAUAGUUUAUUCUUUGUAGUAGUCAAACCAUUGCCCCCAAAUCUUAUUGUAGGAACUGAUAUUGUUAUCCAUAAAAUAUACCGCCUUUUCCAUUAAACCUUGAUAUAGAUUGUCUUUCUUAAAGAGAAAAAUAGGUAGAUUUGUUGACUACUACUGUCUCAAAGUACCCAGCUAGCUGAGGGUCCUUGCCUACUUUUAUCCAUGGGAGUUGAUCAGUUAAACUUUUAUUUAGAUGAGACCAUAGUCCUUUCUAAAUAUUGAAAGACAAGCUUUAACAUAUGUAUACACAUUUUUGAAUGUGGCCUUUUCAGUUUUUUUGUUUUUGUUUCUGACCUUUAGUUUUUUUUGUGUGCAUUUUCCACGUAAUUCUUCUAUUCAUUAACAGUUUUAAACUUAGGGUAGGUUUCAUGUUGAUCUAAAUAUUUUUUUGCUUACAUCUGCUUUUAAUAUACUUGUUUUAUAAUUUUCUGAUGUAUUUUAUUCAAAGAAACAAUCCAGGCAGUCGUUCCAGGGUGCCGGCUUUUCUUUAGAGGUCAAACUGUUUACAAAUGGUUUAACCACAAAGUUGAGAAAGAGGCACGUGUCUGCUCUGCUCCCUGAUUUCUGUUGAUGGUCGGUGUAUUCAUUGAGGGGGUCUCUUCUUGCUCUCCCUGUCACUCAGUUCUUCGACAUUGAGUCUAUGGUGAAAAUUGAUAGGUGUCAGAAAGACCUAUGUUUAAAUAGUAUUUUUUCCCCAAUCUAUACAUUUGCAAGCACAGCACAAUGCAUAGAUAACAUUUUAUGCUCCUUAUAAAGUGCAUAAGUUAUAAUUGGCUACAUUAACUGACUAUAAUGACUAUAGUGUAUUCCUAACACUAUAGUGUCCCACGCACCCCCUGGAAGCAAAUAAAGGGUUGAAAACCAAUUUUACACUUAAUUUAUUAAAGUACAGAGGUCCCUUAGCGCUGGAUUGGGCUCAAGCCCCUCCAUCGUCAGCCAAUGUGGGGGAACCUAAUGUGCAUGUGCUGCAAGCACCGCACGUGCAUUUAGACCUUCCACAUAGGAAAGCAUUGAAUCAGAGUGUGAGGAUGGCCAGCGUUGGUUCACAGAGUCAAACGUCGUGAAAGGCUAAGAAGUGCCUCUAGUGCAGGCCUGUCCAACCUGUGCCUCUCCCCCCUCCCCCCCCGAUGUUGCUGAACUACAACUCCCAUGAUUCUUUCAAUUAAACAGAUAGCCAGGGAAUCAUGGGAGUUGUAGUUCAGCAACAUCUGGGGGGGCCGCAGGUUGGACAGCCCUGCUCUAGUGUCUGGCUUGUAGAGUGCCACUAAAGAGGCUGGCUUAAUCCUGCAAUGUUAACAUUGCAGUUUCCUUGCAACUGCAUUGUUUGCAGCUGCAGGGCUAACAUUACAGGGGCAUUACACCCAGAUCAUUUCAGUGAGAUGAAGUGGUCUAGGUGCCUAUAGUGUCCAUUUAAUUGAAUAGCAUAUACCCCUAGAAGUCAUAGGGAAAAUUACUAUUCUCUAACCAGUGUUAGAUUCUGGUAACAGAUACAUUUGAAGGUCCAAGCCAUACCCAUAAUGUAUGUAAGAUCUAAAAUUCACUACAAUAUUAUUUCAAUUGGAAAUGCACUUUGACAGAGUUAAAGGAACACUAUAGGGUCAGGAACACAAACAUGUAUUCCUGACCCUAUAGUGUUAAAAUCACCAUCUAGCCACCCUGCCCCCUCAACCCCCACCUUUCUAAAUAUAGUAAAAUCUUACUUGUAUUAAAGUCUGCAGCUGCCAGCUCUGCUCCAGUCAGUCUCUGAACUGCCUAUGAACUCUUGACAUCAUCAGAAGUGGUGGUCCGAGCCAAUCACAAUGCUUCACCAUAGGAUUGGCAGAAACUGUCAAGGAGGCAGAUCAGGGGCAGAGUCUGCACAAGUCAAACACAACCCUGGCCAAUCAGCAUCUCCUCAUAGAGAUGCAUUGAAUCAAUGCAUCUCUAUGAUGAAAAGUUGAGUGACUGCAUGCAGAGGGUGGAGACACUGAAUGAUGUGAUGCAUACUAGGCAGGACUGCCCCAGGGAGCCCCUCCAGCAGCCAUCUAAGGAGUGGCCAGUGAAGUUAUCACUGGGCUGUAAAGUAAACACUGUAUUUUCUCUGAAAAGCCUGAAAUGAAUGAUUCUACUCACCAGAACAAAUACAAUACGCUGUAGUUGUGACUAUAGUGUCCCUUUAAAAUAUAUUUACCAGUAUGCUUCUUGUUGAAAUCAGUGGAGAACACUCAGAACUGCCUCCAGUGGCAUACAUACAUGUGAAUAGAACUGGCAGUGACUCUCAGGAUUACACAAAGGGCAUCACACUAAGACACAGUGAGAGAAAAAUCAGUUGCAUAUAAAGUGAAACUAAGGUGUAAAGAUUUCCUACCUAGUACAUAAACCAUGGGUUAAAUCUAACUAAUGGUUGUAUAACCUAAUAUAUAACUGCUACAACUUUGUUUUUCCUGUAAAAUUUGAGUUUUUGGCUGUGCUCUACUGUAAAGGACAAGUAACUACUUUUGUAAAAAUAUGGCCAUUAAAAACAAUGUCCACUAAAGUGUGAAUAAUCAUACCAAACUGCAAAUUGUGCAUGCAUCAACAUACCCCAUACUGUUACAAAUGUUUAUAAAAAAGCGUGAGGAUUGGUGUUGGGGUACCCCAUGCGUGUUGUAAACUUAUAUGCACAGCAAAAAUAAAGAAUAAAAAAAAAAUGUCCAGAGUGAAAUGUGUAAAAACUCUGCAGGUAUUGAAGGAACACUCUGUGUACUCAUUUAAUCUCAAUUAAGUGGUUACAGUGCCUGGAUACCCUGGCUCCAUCUUACAUUCUAGUUUUUAACCAUAUUUGAACAGUUUAACACAGAAGAAAUGCCUCCAGACGCCUGCCUGCUAUCUCUCUUCUCCUUAGCUUGAGCUGCAAAUGGGUGUCAAUGAUUCCCUGUAGGCAUCUGCUUAUGUAGCACCCAGGUAAGUGUCAAGCCAUACUGAUAGUUUGACAGAUUACACUGGUACAGCACCAGGGCGUACCAGUAUGUACAUUGGUACACUGUAUUCAUUUCAGUAGUUUCAUCAUAGUUUUGAUUUUUCAGACAAUUGCAACCCAGUUUUUUCCUUUCCAGCUUCCCCUCUUAUUAUCACUGAAUUGCCGACUGUUCCCUUAAUUCAUAUGUGCACAAUUCUGAAAGGGAAAGGUGCACUUCCUCCUGCUUCCUGGAAGAGGACUGUAUGUCAGUUGUUUUUGUAUAGUUUAUUUCAGGCGGCUACUUGAACUAGAUUGUUCAAUGUGCUGCAUAAAGGGAUUAAUGUGUAGAAUUUGUGCAUUGCAGAAGUUAACCAGAUACAAAUGACUUCCUUAGGUUUGCAGAGUAGUUUUCUGAAAUUUUUAGUAGCACGAAGAAAGUCUCCAUUAAAUAUACUCCUAAACGUUAGAUGCUUGCAGGAGUAUUUUAAAACCUUUUGUUAAACUGUGGUUUACUAAAUGCGUUCCUUUUGAAUUUCCUUUGUUUGCUGCAAAUGUGUUGCUUUUUCAGGGAUGCGAAAGUUUCUGAGACUUCCUUGCCAAUCGUAUUUCUCUCGCUGUUCUUAAUAGGAGAAGGAUAUUAUGGGAUAUGUAGUUUAGUACUUGGCAGAUUAAAAUGCAUUAAAGGACCACUAUAGGCACCCAGACCACUGGUCUGGGUGCCAGGUCCAGCUAGGAUUAACCCUUUUUUCUGUAAACAUAGCAGUUUCCGAGAAACUGCUAUGUUUACCUAUAGGUUAAUCCAGCCUCUAGUGGCUGUCUCAUUGACAGCCGCUUGAGGGCCUCCGCACAUUUCUUACUGUGAUUUUCACAGUGAGAAGACGCCAGCGUCCAUAGGAAAGCAUUGAUAAUGCUUUCCUAUGAGACUGGCUGAAUGCGCGCGCAGCUCUUGCCGAGCAUGCGCAUUCAGCCGAGGAGGAGGCGGAGAGGAGGAGGAGAGCUUCCCGCCUGGCGCUGGAGAAAGAGGUAAGUUCAACCCCUUCCUCCCCCUAGAGCCCGGCGGGAGUGGGACCCUGAGGGUGGGGGCACCCUCAGGGCACUAUAGUGCCAGGAGAACAAGUAUGUUUUCCUGGCACUAUAGUGGUCCUUUAAAGAACACUGACCUAGCAAAUGAAACCCCUACAGCUUCUCCCAGCUUAUGUAUUGCGUAAAGGGCAGGCAAGAUUAUUAUGUCUGUUGCCAGCGUGCGCUGACGUGAAACAACAAAUAUGCAUAGAAUUGACAUUCAGCAGUCAAUAGUUGUGGGCUCUCCUUCAAAAGUCACGUGUGCUAGGGAUGUAUCUGACACACAACUGCAAAUAAUUCUGAAUGUGCAGCAUUUCAAACAGAAAAACUGCACAUCCAGGAUCCUACCACCAUGACUUCAAAUCAUUUAAGUCAUUUUUAAAAAUCACUGCAGCUAUAAGCAGGAGCAUCAUAAGGAGUCCUUGCCCCAUAACCUGUACAAUAAGCAUAGGUGCUCAUGGUGCUUGGCAUGUCACUUUAAAUUUUAUUUUAAAGUCCUAGUAAUACACACAUCAGAUCAUCUAUUUAUUAUCAAGAAAGCACUGUGUUUUAGCGUCAUCAGUAGCACAAUACAUAUAGCUAGAUCUUACAGAGUAUGGUUAAACUGAAAUAGUCUUUUACCGUAACAUUGCCACAAAAGAGAAUAAAAGCAAUGUUAACUAUGUACAUUUUUAACAUUUUAUAUUUUCAUUGCUAAUAGUUAACAUUUUAUUAGCGUUGCUUCAAUGUCUAGAGAGAGCACUUUGGGACUUAGAUGAGAAAAUUAAGAUUUUGCGUAAUGAGCAGGGAGCGGUGAAUCAGUUCGUUAAGUCUUUGUUUGCAAUGAAACUCCUUGGCAUGUCCAGACUAGCAAGUCAGCCAAUCAAAACAUUUCUAAUUGUGUUCUUUCUGGCUGCACGGUUUUAUAAUUUUAAUGAGAUAUGGGUUUCUGAAGCCAUUGAGAUCUCGUCUGCGCGUUCUGCUUUCUUGGUAUUGAUAUUUUGUCAGUGCCCUUGAAGUAGUUAAUCAUUUCAAUGAAAUUUCUCACUGGGCUACAUGCAGCAAGAGAUACAUUUGUUGUGUGAAUAAAAUGGCCACCCUGUGAAAACCCCAUUAGAAUUUAACCCAUUGAUGGUAAACACCUGCUUUGCUGAAGAAUGAUGAUUAAAGCUAGUAUAAUAUAUUCAAAGGUUGUCCUUUAUCUUUAUAGUCUCCAGAGCGUUACGAUUAGUGUUGCAUGUACUAAAAUACAAAGAUAUAGGCUGUAAUGCAAUGCAGAUUAAGAUAGGCAUAUGGGUUUAAAAAAUAUGUAGAAUUUGGAGCAGGCAUUGCAACAGAGAGGAGAAGUCUUUUAUGUGAGUAAAACAAAAUAACAUUGCCCGAGGUGCUAGUUGAGCAAAAUACACUCAUUGAUGCUUGAUUAUAGCUUAUGGCUGCUGGCUCUUAAAGGCACGGUACAAAUAGCAUACCACUACAGCUUGUGCCCUGACACCAUCACAGUGCAAUUUAUCAAACCAUCUUAGAACACUUUGACUCUUACCUGGGUCCUGAGCAGCCGCGUUGCUUCUGGUUUUCUCCUGCAGCAUGCACAUUCGAAACAGGCCCACACUCAUUGGUUGCAGGUGUUGAACUGAUGCUCUCAGCCAGUGAGCGUAUCCAUGCAUGUCCCUACUUGGCUUAGUAGAGCUAACUGGAUUCUCCUGCAGGAAAAUCCAGAAGCAGGUUAUGCAGCUGCAGGCACCUGGCAGGUUAUGUGGCUGUGGGUGUUUUCACAAAUUACACUGGAAUGCCCCAGGGCUGUCCUGGCACCAUAACCACUACAUAAUUAGUGGUAAUGGUGCUUGGAAUGUUCCUUUUAUAAUAUGCAUCUAGAACCGUAAAAGGUGCUCUGCUUUUUGGGUAACUACUUGACAGUGAUAAUCUUUGGAAAUCAUUAAAGUUCACUAUGCCAAAUAAAAUAUGUCAACAUUCUUCCAGCUGUGCACAUCAUUGCAUUUUUGUUGUUACCAGUUCAUGUUCAACAUUUAGUCAAUAGAGUACCUUGGUUCAAGAGGUACUUGGCAGUAACCUAGUUAGAUUUUUUCUUUGAUACCAAGAAUUACCUCACUUAAGCAAAUUUUGUGAGCACUGAAAAGUGCUCCUCGUCGACUUAUUUAAUAUCCGUGUUUAAAAUGUUGUGUAAGAAGGACAUGUACCUUCAGUGACUCAGUACAAUAGAACCAAUGUUUUUGCCAAUGUGGGGGCUGCACUAAACCUAAGGGCUGGAAGUUGGCUAAAUGUUGUUUUUUAAUUAUUGUUUAUAUGAUAUAAAAUUCAAUUUUCCAAUUUGCAGAAUAAGUUAAUGUUUCAUUUUUUACUCUCUCGUUCAAAGCACCCCCAAAAUUAAUUACCCAAAAGACUUACUCUUGAAAUGUGAUUUGUUAUUGGCAAUAGCACUCAAUGUGGUGUUCCAGCAACCAAUCAGAAUUUGAGCCCACCUGCUCCAGAGCUAAGUGAGGCUCCCCUUUGUGAGUAGACAAAAGAAACAUGAAGCUCUGAUAAACUAAACACUUUGUUUUGUGGGGGAGGAAUAAGUAAUUUGUGGAGGAAAUCAAACUCAUCGAAAUAGAUAAUUGUACGAAUUGUUCCGGGAAUUGCAAAAGGCGUCAAACUUCUCUGUAGAAUGAAGGCAUUUCUUUUCGAAGAUGUGCAAAGUAUGAACGCAUUCAUGUAUUUAGAUGAUUUCUUAUUCUCCCUCUUCAUUAGAUUGCCUUUUCAGUUAUUUAUUUUACAAGCAGCCCAAUUUUCCUACUGAUUAAUUAGUAAGGCAUUAAGAUGUAAUAGAUCCUGCUAUAAAAUUGUCUGCUCAAGAUCUUUCUCCCAGUUGGCAAGUGAACAUUUAAUCAUCAAUAUAUCUAACAAACAUCCUUACUUUGAUACUUCUAUUAAAAUAGCUUAAGACUAAUUUUCUUGGUAUUCUAAAUCAAUUUAAUAAGACCAGAAAUGCAAUACCAGAUGUAAGUUAUUAUAAAAUGACUUCUACUUAGUCGAGUGAGAUAUAUAAUGAAUUUUCUAUCUGCUAAAUAUCCAGGACAUGUAUAUUACUAUCAAUAUGAUAAAUUGUCUCUGUCGUAGAAAAACAAAUAUUAUCCUUAGGGUUUUUUUUCUUCUUUAUGUUGACGCUUUGUAUUUCUGUCCUGGCUUUGAGAAAUCUUGACAAGUAUUCAAAUAAUUCCGACCACAAAACGUCUCUACUUAAGCAAAACCGUGAUCAUUUUUUGGACUGAGCCAUUGGGUCAUCACUCCUUCCUACUUGUUUUUUUGACCCUUGGUAGUCUAAUGUUUUAAGUCAAUUGAUUUUUGGUAUCCCUUCUAAAAUUGAUCUGCCCUUUCAUGAGGGUGGGUGGAAUUGGCUUAUGUUCAGGCAGCAUAUAAUUACCAAGUUAGCUAUUACUUCCCUUAUUGAUCAGAACUAAUGGAAGGGCUUUUUUUCCCUGUGUCGUUCCUUCAUUGCUUUUUAUUCCUUUCGUAUGAUAUAGGUAGACCAUCUAUUCGUGAUGCAAUUAUCUUUUAUUAUAUUUAUGUUUUAAAUACAUGUUGUCUGGCAGUGCUAGUCUGUAGAGCACAAGGUAGAUUAAAGUGACAUUCGUACUUUUACUUUUUUCAUUAAGGAGUUAAAAUAUUUAAAAAGCUCAUGUACACGGAAAUUCCAGUGCAAUCAGAAUACAUGAAGUAACAUAAAGACUACUUUUUGUAUAAUUUAAAAGUAAAAAAUCCUUUAAAUAUGGUUUCCGCACAUUCUAUGUUAUCCCAUUGUCAUCACUUGCAAUGGAUAAUGGCAAACGGAUAAGUUCACUUAUCAUGUGUAAAGGAUACUGAUGGCAUCUAAUUUCCCGUCCACCAGAAGAUCUAUGGAGGAUUCUGCAGUCUUUCAUUGAUAAUUGUUGUAGAGUAUCAGCAAAGGCUGAAUUCUUUAAACCUACUAUUGCCACAUGGUGGAAAGAUACAGUUCAUUUGGCAUAUAAGGUCAUUGGUCUCAUAUAACCUUUUCCAGGGAAGGCGCAUUCCACCAGAGCAAUGGGAGGCUAGUGUGCAUGCACAGCAAACCGCCACACUAUACCAAUCAAAUGCUGCUCUAUAUGCAGCAUUCUAUCUAUAAUUGAGUAUAGCGGAGGAAGUUAAACCUACAAUGUAAACUUUGCCGUUCCAAAAGUAUGACAAUAUUUUACCAUUGCAGACUUGAAUUGACGGGCACUUCACCCAGACCACUUCAUUGAGAUGAGGUUGUGUAGGUGCCGUUAGUGUCUCGUUAAACGGACACUAUAGUCACAUGAACAACUUUAGCUUAAUGAAGCCGUUUUGGUGUAUAGAACAUGCCCCUGCAGCCUCACUGCUCAAUCCUCUGCCAUUUAGGAGUUAAAUCUCUCUGUUUAUGAACCCUAGUCACACCUCCCUGCAUGUGACUUGCACAGCCUUCCAUAAACACUUCCUGUAAAGAGAGCCCUAUUAAGGCUUUCCUUAUUGCAAGUUCUGUUUAAUUAAGAUUUUCUUAUCCCCUGCUAUGUUAAUAGCUUGCUAGACCCUGCAAGAGCUUCCUGUAUGUGAUUAAAGUUCAAUUUAGAGAUUGAGAUACAAUUAUUUAAGGUAAAUUACAUCUGUUUGAAAGUGAAACCAGUUUUUUUUUUCCCAUGCAGGCUCUGUCAAUCAUAGCCAGGGGAGGUGUGGCUAGGGCUGCAUAAACAGAAACAAAGUGAUUUAACUCCUAAAUGACAGUGAAUUGAGCAGUGAAAUUGCAGGGGAAUGAUCUAUACACUAAAACUGCUUUAUUUAGCUAAAGUAAUUUAGGUGACUAUAGUGUUCCUUUAAGUAUAUAGAAGUUGUGCUUGUGUUACUGAUAUUAGUUAGAGAACAUAUGCUGUUGCAAUUCUUUAAUGUUAUUUGUCACUUAUUACAUUUAUUUACUAGCACAGUGUUUCUCAAACCAGUUCUCAAGACCCACCAACAGUCCAGGUUUUGUCAGUAUCUCCAUUGAAAUAAAAUAAGGCUCAGAUAAUGGCAUGCUCAGCUAGUAAAUUUCACUAUACACACUGCUCUCUUCCACCUUGAGCCACUGCCCAGAUGCCGCAUGGUUCCACGACUCACUGUGUCUUCAAAUACUUAAAAGAACACUAUAGGGUCAGGAACACAAAUUGUAUUGUGUUAAAAACACAAUCUACCCCCACCCACCCCCUUGCCCAACUAAAUAUACUAAAAUCUUGCUUUUAUUCCAGUCAGCUGUUGCUGGAUCUGUCCCUGAUCUGCCUACUUGGCUGACAUCAUUAGUGAUGAUCUGAGCCAAUCACAAUGCUUUCCAGUAGGAAAGCAUUGGAUUGGCUGAGACUGUCAAGGAGGCAGAUCAGAGGCAGAUCAGGGGCAGAGCCAGCACAAGCCCAAAACAGCCCAAUCAAUCCAUCUUUAUGAGGAGAGUUCAGUGUCUCCAUACAGAGGGGGGAGACACCAGCACUGCCCCAAGAAGCACUUUUAGCAGCCAUCUGAGGAGUGGCCAGUGAAGGUUUUCCUAGGCUGUAAUGUAAACACUGCCUUUUCUCUGAAAUAAGUGUUUACUGCAAAAAGCCUGAAGGGAAUGAUUAUACUCACCAGAACAAAUACAAUAAGCUGAAGUUGUUCUAGUGACUAUAGUGUCCCCUUAAGGACACAUGACAUGUGUGACAUGUCAUGAUUCCCUUUUAUUCCAGAAGUUUGGUCCUUAAGGGGUUAAAGGGACACUAUAGUCGCCAAAACAACUUUAGUGUAAUGAAGCAGUUUUGGUUUAUAGGUCAUGUCCCUGCACUCUCACUGCUUAAUUUUCUACCUUUUAGGUGUUAAAUAACUGUAGCCCUAAUCAUAUCUCCCUGUUUCACACAGACAUAGACUUUCUUAACACUUCCUGUAAAGAGUCAUCUAAUGUUUACACUUCCUUUAUUGCAAAUUCUGUUUAAUUUAGAAUUUAUAUCCUUCAAUGUUAAUAGUUUUCUAGACUUCCUGUAUGUAAUUAAAGUUCAAUGUACAGAGCAGGAGAUAAAAACUUUUAAAAUAAGUUACAUCUGAUUGACAAUUAAACCAUUUUAUUUUCAUGCAUGCUGUGUCCGUCACAGUCAGGGGAGGUGUGGCUAGGACUGCAUAACUCCUAAACAAACUACUAAAUGGCAGUGAAUUGAGCAGUGAGACUUCAGAGGUAUGAUCUAUACACAAAAACUGCUUCAUUAAGCUAAAGUUUUCUUUGUGACUGUAGUGUUACUUUAACUGAAAUAUAAUGCUUCUAAAGCAUCUCCUUGUGGAUCUGCUGUUGCAGAGCUUCAUUAAAUGGGAAAGGCACGCUAUCUUUAUUAUUAAUGUAUGGGGCAGUGAUAGAGAGGAUUGAGUGAAUAUAUUAUUGUUCAUCUAACCUCUGCUAUAAUCACAAUCAUACUACCGGACAAAAAGAGGCUGGCAUGAUUUAGAGCUUUAUCUGUUAAAUUUUUUUUUUACAUGUGUGCCUCACGUUUUUAAAAACAAAAUGCAUCUCACCUGUUUGGCAUCCGAAUGGUUAAAAAGGCUCAUGUACUCUAAUUGAAUAUAUGCAAGGAGAAAAAUUUGUUAGCUCUCCAAGCUGUUUUAUUUACCUGCAUUACAUGCCUAGAGGAGUCUAGUUGCCCAAGAAUAAACUGGGUUUGACUUCAUUACAGCGUGAAUGAUAAGUUUAUAUGGAGUUAUUAUAGCAUUAAUCAACUUGAUGGAUUGGAAAUAUGACAGAGCUGUAGCAGUGUGUAAUUUCAAUGCCCACUGCUCCGCAAAUGUUCUUCACCUACACGCACGAUCUAGAAGAAUAAUGCUGCACAUUAUAUUGUUUAUUUGUAACCCUUUUUUGUGCUAGCAAUCCUUUCAAAGCCUGGAAAUCCAGCAUUUCCUUUUCAAAGGAAAUGCAAUCAUUAACAAUAGCCACAUCAGAGCAAGUGAUGAAGUAUAUGAUUUCCUACAGAGAUGCUGGCAAAUUGAUUUGGAUUAACCCUACUGCAGGGGUUCCCAAUAAGUAUUGUUCUGGUUACUGUUGAAAUACAAUUCCCAUAAUCCUCAUUGGGGAAAAUACCCAUCAAGAUACUGACAAAGAAUUAUGGGAUUUGUAGUUUCAGCAACAGCUGGAGAGAUGCUUGUCGCUGUGAGGAUUUUCAUUUUAACAGGAGCUGUCAUUAAAAAAACCCUCAGUUUUGAUAUAUUGUACCAUUUGAGUUCAUUUGUAUAGAUUGCAAGCUCCUGUGAAUCCUGAGUACCCUCUAUCUUUGGAUCCAUGACAUUAGCCACAAAUACACAGCUUAGAACCUGGUCUGUGACUCAUGCUUACUAAGGGUGAUGCCAUUAACAGGAAGCGAUAAAAACAUUCACAAUUGUUAAAUGAAAGGGCUGUGUCUAUUACAAAUUUGGAAAUUAGCAAAUGUUACUAAAUAGGAACCAAACUAAAGCUAUUGUUUCACGAUUAUGCCUUUAACCCCUUAAGGACCAAACUUCUGGAAUAAAAGGGAAUCAUGACAUGUCACACAUGUCAUGUGUCCUUAAGGGGUUAAAGGGUUACUACACGCACCAUGACCACUUCACGGAUUUGAGCUGAAGCCCUUUGCUGCCUUCAGGGAGGGAGGUCCGGGGGGGGGGAGGGGGAGCAGACUAAGAUAGGAAUUUAAAAGAACAGCUUUUGCGUUGGAGUAACUGUUUAAUAAAGCAUUUUAUCCCUGUGAUUGGUGAAGCAAAUCAUGAAAGGCUUCACUGCCCAUGGAUGUUAUGUUUUGAGAAGCCUUUCUAACAGAAAUUGAAAAUACAAUCUGGAUCUGGGGGGAAAACCUAUGAAUUAAAAAAAGAAAACAAUAAUAAAUGGAGCAGUGCUGGUUUUCUUUUAACUUGGUUAGUGCAUGUGGUAUAUGGUAAUGCAUGAGUUUAAAGGAAGGGCACUGUAAGCAUCAUAACAAGUUUGCAUCAUUGUUAAAGUUAAAGGGAGCACUCUGCUUUUAUAGUAAUAAUAAACAGUUGCUCACAGCUCAGUUAUCAAAACAGAAUAGAAUGAUAACAGACGUGGCAUUGUUGCUAUCAGCUUAUUGAAGAUACAUCCAUAUCCAUCCUGUGAUGAUUGGUACUCUGGCAGAGGGCUAAUCAAAAUUCCUCAUGUCAAGUUGAGAGGCUCUUGAUUGAGUUAGACUCUUCUUGGUCAGAAAAGGGUUUGCCAGCUACAUUACCUAAGUGCUACGGUUUUAGGAUCUUUAAUAUGAGAUUUCCAUUCCUCAUAAUGUGAAAAUAUGAACAUGUUUUGUUUAUUUUUCCCAAAUCUUUACGAGUUUUUUGCUUCGGCUGUUGGUUUGUGAUCUCAGGGCUCUCCAGGCCUAAACUGACCCACCGGGUCAGGAGACUACAGGAUCUGGGCUAACUGACUGUCAAACUGUGAUAGGUAUGCAUUGUGUGGAGAUGUCUGCAAGCGGCUGUAUGGUGACUGGGCAUGAAACAUAGAUCACAUGAACGUAUAUAUUGUCAAUAAUUUGUGGCUGUGCUAUCAGGAGUCAGUUUGCAUCUCACAGGAAAUCACAGUUCUCUGUGAAUCCACCUUCAUACAUGUCAUACUGAUAAAGCUUGCAGGAUAUAUGAUACCAUUUAAUACUCCAUCUUUUAAACUCUUCUGUUACAUACCAUGUGAGUAGAACCAUAUAGAAUGAGAAGAUCUCUCGAGUUUUGUGCUCAAGAAAAGGCAUGUUGUUUGAACUUGGACUAAAGUUGCUAUCCCUCAUAUAGUCGAUUAUAUAUAUAUUGCUAUAUCCUUAUGAUUUUGCCAAUUAUUUUGAUUGACUUGGGGGCGGCAUGUUUCUUUGAAAUGUUAAAGGAACACUAUAGGGUCAGGAACACAAACAUGUAUUCCUGACCCUAUAGUGCUAAACCCACGAUUUAGGUGGCUUGCCCCCCUAAAAAGUUAAUAAAACUCACCUUAUUUUCAGCGCCACGCGGGUCUGCUGAUGCUGGCCCCUCCCCCUUGGUGACAUCAUCAGAAUAGCAGAUUUUUAGCCAAUCCAAUGCUUUCCCAUGGGGAAAGCAUUGGGUUGGCUAAAAUCGGCAAGGGUUGGCCAAUCAGCACCUCCUCAUAGAGAUGCAUUGAAUCAAUGCAUCUCUAUGGGGAAAAUUCAGGGUCCCAAUACAGAGCGUGGAGAUGCUGAACAACACUGCUGCCUACUGUGCAGCAAUGAGCCAGGAAGCACCUCCAGUGGCCAUCUGAGAAGUGGCCACUUGGAGGUGUCCCUAGGGAUAAUGUAAACCCUGCUUUUUCUACCCUUGCAGUCUGCGUUGGGAGUGUGCCUGCAAGGGGUGGCGUAGAUAUUCUUUUCCUCCGUGUGCUCCCAACAUGCAUUUUCAGGUAUUUGUUUUAAAAAAUAGUCCUCUCCUUUCCUCCAUUCCUCCCCUCUUUCUUCCCUCUCCAUCCCCACUUCCUCAACUCUCACUCCUCCCCUCUCCCUUAAAUAAAAUAGAAACUAAUAAUAACAAUAAAAAUAAUAAGUUGUGAAUGUGUGUGUGCGUUUGUCAGUGUGUGAAAUCAGUGAGUGAGUGUGUGUGUGUCUAAGUGACCUGCCCCCCCAUCCUAUCGCAUGGGAGAGGUGUGUUUUUUACUUCCCUUUUUUCCCAAGCCGUGCUAGUCUUGCUGAGAUUGGCCCUACCUUCAUGGCUGAGAUAAUACAUUUUAAUGAUCUCAGCCAAACCAAUGAUUUCCCAUAGGAAAGUUAUGGGAGGCUAAAGUGCAUGUGCAACAAAACACUGCACUGCGUCAUUUAGCAUCUCUUCAUAGAGAUGCAUUGACUCAGUGUAUCUCUAUGGAGAACAUUCAACAUCUCCAUGCAGAGCAUGGAGACUGAACCCAAGUGCUACAAACUGUGCAUUACUGAACCUGGAAGCAGCUCUAGUGGCCAUCUAAGUGACUGCCACUAGAGGUGUUACUAAGCAGCAAUGGAAACUCUGCCUAUACACUGAAAAGCCUUUGUGGAGAGACUGUUUCACAUCAAGACGAGAACAUUAAAGGACCACUCUAGGCACCCAGACCACUUCAGCUUAAUAAAGUGGUCUGGGUGCCAGGUCCAGCUAGGGUUAACCCUUUUUUUUUUUUUUUUAUAAACAUAGUUUCAGAGAAACUGCUAUGUUCAUAAUAGGGUUAAUCCUUCCUCCAAUUCCUCUAGUGGCUGUUUCAUUGACAGCCGCUAGAAGCGCUUGCGUGAUUCUCACUGUGAAAAUCAUGUAAAUGCUUUCCUAUGCGACCGGCUGAAUGCGCGCGCAGCUCUUGCCGCUCGUGCGCAUUCAGCCGAAGGGGAGGAUCGGAGGAGGAGAGCUCCCCGCCCAGCGCUGGAAAAAGGUACGUUUUAACCCCUUUCCUCUCCCCAGAGCCGGGCGGGAAGGGGUCCCUGAGGGUGGGGGUACCCUCAGGGCACUAUAGUGCCAGGAAAACGAGUAUGUUUUCCUGGCACUAUAGUGGUCCUUUAAGGUUUAAUUGUAUGUUUGUCAUUGAACCUAAAGCAUUGUUAGUUUAAAAAAAAAAAAAAAAACUUAGCUCCUAACCUUUUUUUUGUUGUUGUUGCAAUUUGUGUUAUAGUCAAACACUGUUUGAUCCCUCUGACACCUAUGCUUUUAAACAGAUUAAAAUGAAAGGCAUCUUGUGACUUUCUGCAAUUUCACUUUGAACUUUUCAUAUUUAAAAUAUUCUUCAAAUGGAGUGAAAGGUCUGCUCACCUGGGUAAAUAUUGGAAUGUCACUAAAACCUUAAUAUGUUUAGCAAUGUCUCUCUAAUGCAUUUCAAUAAUUGGUUUACAUAAUCUACUCUUUAUUCUCUCAUAGCUGUAGAGCCUUGGCCUGAAAAUGCUACUCUGUAUCAGCCCCUGAAAAGUGAGUAUGAUUUAUUGUAAGCAUUCCUUCAAUUUGUCUGUUCUUUUCAGUUAUAUCUUGUAUCAUGUAAACCUGUGAGCUGCAAUGGGCUAAAUGCACCAUCAACGGAUUAAAUACACCCAAAAUCUUUAUCCAUGUGCAUUCUGGUAUUGACUGCAGAUAUGAAAUGAUACAGUUGGUGUUGGCAUGGUUACUGCAAGGAGGAAAGAAAAGGCUGAGCCAGCAAAUAUUGGAAGUGUCAUGGUUGGUUAAUGGGAGGAGGGGGGGAGCUGGGGCCUGCUAUACAAGGUUCUCUUAAAAUACACAACUAGAGUGGUCCAUGCUCCCUUUACCAGCUCUUCAUAUAUCAUCAGAUUAUAUUAUUGCCCACAUUUGGGGAUCUGCAGCCUGCUACAAUUGUCAACCAACUGCAAAGUAAUGAAGACUAAUAGAAUGUAGCCCAUAGUCUUUUAGGCGUGGAAUUUUUAUUGCAGUGAUCUUGUCAUUUCUCUUUUGUCUGAUGGGGUUGAACACUGUGUGCAGUUUCAGUUUCAAGCCUGCUUUUGUCAUGCUAAAUGUACCACGUUCUGUUACAAUUUAAGUUUAAAAGAACUGUAAAAAUAAAGCACCCAGAAGGUUUUGAAGAAUUGUAAUGGGGCUGUACUCAGAAUUAUGCACAUGCUUUUUGGUGUUUAAAGGACCACUAUAGUGCCCUGAGGGUGCCCCCACCCUCAGGGACCCCCUCCCGCCCGGCUCUGGAAAGGGGAAAGGGGUUAAAACUUACCUUUUUCCAGCGCUGAGGAGCUCUCUCCUCCGAUCCUCCUCUUCUCCUCCCCGUCGGCUGAAUGCGCACGCGCAAGAGCUGCGCGCGCAUUCAGCCAGUCACAUAGGAAAGCAUUUAUAAUGCUUUCCUAUGGACGCUGUGCUCGCACUGUGAAAAUCACAGUGAGAAGCACGCAAGCGCCUCUAGUGGCUGUCAAUGAGACAGCCACUAGAGGAAUAGGGGGAAGGCUUAACCCAUUCAUAAACAUAGCAGUUUCUCUGAAACUGCUAUGUUUAUGAAAAAAUGGGUUAACCCUAGAAGGACCAGGCACCCAGACCAUUUCAUUAAGCUGAAGUGGUCUGGGUGCCUAGAGUGGUCCUUUAAAGCACUGUGGUACAUUUCCAACAAUGUAUAUAUUGAAUUGUUUCACACAUUUCCUAACCUCCCCCCCCCCCAACUCCCUCCAUGUCUGUCAUCAUUGUUUUGUGUGUUUUUUGUUGUUGUUGUUGUUGUAAAAGAUAAGGUAGAAUUGCACAUUACCAGUGAUUUAAUUGUCGCAUGGUGUAAUACAGGAAAUAUACAUGUGUAAGUUGUUAAAUCACUGUACAAAUAUAUCCUAAGGAAUCACAAUGAAAAAUAUCCACAUCAUGCUCUAUAUAUAUAACAUUAUAAUUUUAUAGCCUUUCCCAAGAGGUGAGUAAAUUUAAUUUUUAGAUCUUUUUGUUUGCUGUAUGGGAUUCCCAAUUUUAAUGCAGUUAAAAACAAAAAACCAAAAACAAUAAAAAAAACAAAAACAAUACCCCCUACACAAAUUUUAGUAGAUAAGCCCCAAAUUAAAACAUGCAUGCAUUAAUUUCUGAAUUUUUAUCAUUGGGGGCUAUAUUUAAAAAUAACAUGCAUUAUGCAGGACUCUUGACUGCAGCCUUUCAAGCCCUCCCCUUUUUCCCCAGCACAGACUUUCAGUCCAAUCAGGGGCUUCUGAGGGGGCAUUGAGCUGAGAUUGUAUAGCUUUCCAGUGUUUCGAAUUGGGCAGUAAUAUAGGAGGAGCAUCAGAGUUGAGUUAAAGGGACACUAGUCACCUGAACAACUUUAGCUUAAUGAAGCAGUUUUGGUGUAUAGAACAUGCCCCUGCAGCCUCACUGCUCAAUCCUCUGCCGUUUAGGAGAUAAAUCCCUUUGUUUAUGAACCCUAGUCACACCUCCCUGCAUGUGACUUGCACAGCCUUCCAUGAACACUUCCUGUAAAGAGAGCCCUAUUUAGGUUUUCUUUAUUGCAAGUUCUGUUUAAUUAAGAUUUUCUUAUCCCCUGCUAUGUUAAUAGCUUGCUAGACCCUGCAAGAGCCUCCUGUAUGUGAUUAAAGUUCAAUUUAGAAAUUGAGAUACAAUUGUUUAAGGUAAAUUACAUCUGUUUGAAAGUGAAACCAGUUUUUUUUUUUCAUGCAGGCUCUGUCAAUCAUAGCCAGGGGAGGUGUGGCUAGGACUGCAUAACCAGAAACAAAGUGAUUUAACUCCUAAAAUGACAGUGUAUUGAGCAGUGACAUUGCAGGGGAAUGAUCUAUACACUAAAACUGCUUUAUUUAGCUGAAGUAAUUUAGGUGACUAUAGUGUUCCUUUAAGAUUUUGUAUAAUCUUCCCUUAUGUCUGCUAAGUCACAUUUGAUGCAGGGUCUUUUACCAAAAUGUAAGAAUCCUGAUAUCUUUUGGCUUUCAUAUCUAGAUGUCCUCCCUUUGAGAAUGAGACACAUACUUUGUAGAGCCCUGUGAGUGAAAUAUUGUGGGAAAUCUCCCAAAAAGCCAAUAUUGUAAGCUGAUUACAUACCUGGACCUGUUAGCAGCUGCCUCUAUCCUCAUCCGGUCGGUCCUCACUGUUGUACCAGUGAGAGUACAACACUAGGUCUGUGGAGGAUCCAGUGAGAAUGCGGUAUCCUCCAUAGAAAAUGCCCUUUCCCCUGUGGGUGAAUUACAAAAUGUUAUAGCGGUAGCUCUGUCUUUUGUCAAGCGUAAGGAAUAUACAUAAGACAAAGGAGUCCCUAUGUUGUUUUAAUAUAUAUUUUGACUGCGUUAGAAUUUCAGUGAAAUUCCAAAAGACAAUAAACAUUUCAUAAACGGGGUGUGUGACAAAACCGCUUUAAGCACUGCAGAAAAUGAUGGCACUAAAUAAAUGAUGAUAAUAAUACUGUGUUCAUACAACAAAGAACAAAGUUCCUUUUGAUGGACAGACAUUCAGAUUUUUAUAUUUUUCUCCUCAGGUGAACAAGUUUUGCUGUCUGACAAUGCAUCUUGUCUUGCUGUUCAGGUAAUGAUUUAUUCUUUAAAUUAAAGUUCCACCUUGUUAAAAAUGUUUAGCUAUGACCUACAGUUGCCUGUUUUGUAAGUGCUGAGCACUCUCCAAAAUCACUCUUCAAAACGCCAACCAACAUUUUUUCUUCACUUUUCCUCCGCUUAGACAUUGCCCAGCACAGAGACCUGCGUCCUUCUUCAAAAUAUUUCCAAAGCCAUUCAUAACUCAUCUAUGGAACUCCAAAAUAUAGUAUAAUUCCUGUGAUGCUGAGCUAUCUGAACAUUUGGUUCAACUUUGGGAAACCAAGUCUACAUACAGCUGUAGUGCUAUUUUUUUGCAAUUGUUGUGGCUUGGUUAUUAGCCCAGAUGGAGCUGCUCUGUAGAUCUGACUGUAUUGACCGUAUCAAGAUCCUUAACCAUACAUUAAUUCUAAAGAUAGAUUUUGCAGCAUUGUUUAUUUAUUGUAUCUCUCUUUAUAAAAAGCAUACAUUUUUAAUAUCUGAACAUUUAACCAUGUUCUGUGUCUAGCUAUCUCUAACUAUUUAAAUGAAAACACAUAAUGGCUCUACUUGUCUAUAUUACUUGCUAUUCUUGUUGAGAUCGUUUUUAUAAAAUGAGCUGUCUGUGGUCUCUUUAUCAAGUUUUUAUUCCAUCAGUCAACUUUUAGGCCUAAUGGUCUUCAGUCGUGAAAGACUCGUGGGAGACCCAUUAGCCUUUUAUUCCCCAAUGCUCCUUACCUUAUUUAGCUUAGUCUGAGUUCAUUUCAACCUGAAGCCUUCUUUUAGCUGAGACAUGCACGGGACAAAAUCCAUACGAAGUCUAUUUUUAAGGCUAGCACCAAAGAUGUAUUGUCAAACAUAUUUUCAUUUAUUUUCUUCUAAGACAUGAUAAUUCACAAUAUUAAUCAAUGUCCAGUGCAUGGGUACACGUCUGCUUUUAUAGGACAAGGAAGGAACAUCUCAUGGUAGAGCAACUGACUAGAUGCUUGUAUGGAGUGUGAGGCUAUUUAGAUUUCUUAGAUUUUGACCCUAGUUGUGGCUGCAAAUCCUGUAGUUGUUAAUGGCUGGAUAUGAGCUUUAUCUACUACAAAAGAUUACAAAAAUUUACAAUGGACACCUCCCUUAGCUUCAUAGUAAUAAUGUACCUCUACAUAUUAUUGGUUCCGGAUCAGAAAUUCAUUGGAACAAAUACCACUUAUGUACUGUUUAACAAACAAUAGUUAUUCUUAAAAUUGCAUUUUAUUUUAUAACCCUUUCCUACAUCCUCUGCCUAUAGAUAGCUCACAACUACACAUCUAUCUGUUUUCUGCAUAGAGCCCUGAAUGAAACAUUGACUUUGUGUGUGUUUUUUUUUUUUUUGCUUUGUUCAUCGCAAACAUGUAAUUUUUCUAUUUACCAAAUAGCUCUUUGUGACGUCAGCCCUGAAACAUUGUAUAACGCUGCGGAAUUUGUUGGGGCUUUAUAAAUAAUAACAUAACGGAGUGGAAAUAUGCAUUAAUAGUAAACUUUUACUGUACUUUGUAUGUGGGACUCUUCAUACACUGUGAGUGAGGUACGGGUACACAUACUUAUGAGUGUUGUAAGUGGUGCCAACAAUGUGAAUAUGAAUUCUUCACUUGUGUAAAAGCACAGCAGUGCAAAUUGAGCAUUGAUGUUUUUAUGGUGCCCAGAAGUUUUGAGUACCAUCCUCUUGUUUUUGUUUUGUAAUACUUAUAAUGCGGUCUGGCCAAAAAAUUAGCUCUCCUGGCACUAAGACCCAGACCUGUUCCUUUGGCUUGGCUAAUUCUGAAAUUAACUCCCUCAUUAUUCAUGCAAUGCUAGAAAGAAAUAGCAUACAGUGAGUAAGCACUUACCGGCGAUAAUUGCAAGAUUGGAUUGAUAACAUGAAAGUUUACUUCUUCAUCAUCUGAUAGUAAGUCAGUGUACAGAGAAGCCACAUUAUUUAAAAAAAAAAAAACUGACCAAAUGGUUGAAAAGAAAAACAGUAGAGCACCCUAAGAUUUUUCGUACAAUGAGCUCAAGUGGUUAUCGUAUGUACAAUGCCCCUUUAAAAUACCUUGUGUAUUAGGUACCAUGGAUUUUUCUUUUUGUGUGUCACCCAGUCUGUUUCGCAGAUGUCUAAAUGCCCCAGUGUAACAUAAAGCAAAUGCUGUAACAUUUCCCUGAAAUAAUGACCAGUUGCAUUUUUCCAAUUAAUAUAGAGAACCUUUCCAGUAAAUUAUUCACAUGUGUUCAAAAUGUCACCCAAAUUACUUUUUCGCUGCUUUCUGCAAGGAUAGCUCUGGCAGUCUAAUAAAAUCUCAGUAUUUUAUGGGGCCACUGGCUGUGGUGUAGGUUUCUGGAAUAUAAAAUAUUUGAAUUAAGAGGAUGAGUUGGUUAAUAAUGGAUAUGCUAACAUUGUCUUCACUUUCAUCCUCUAAAUCUGUAUGCCAUGGAAGAUGCUUACCAGAUAUGUCUUGACAUUUCGAGUAGUUCCAUACUGAAUCUCUGCAUAUUUAGCCAUGUGAAAGAAGCAACAUUAGCAUACCUUCCACUUUUGGAAGGAUCCUGUACUAGUGACCUUGAGACCUGCAGAUGUUUGUGAUCUAUAUUUUGUUUACGCUAGCCAAAUAGCAUGUGAAAUACAGAUGUAAACCUCUGGAGCCAACAACAUAACUGUCUUGUAUUCAGCAGGACAAUCCUGAUUGGUUUAUUAAUGUGGCCUCCGACUGUGACUGCUCUGCCAGAUGUCCAGUGGCUGGGGGGAUCAGGUGAUGUUGAGUUAUAUUUACCUGAACAUAUCCCUUGCAGGUGCCACCACCUUGAUCUACAGCAUUCUGUUCAGCUCCUGAAGACGUUACAGUGAUUUGAUAACAAACUUGUAAAAUGUAGUCCAAAAUAAGUGCUUUGUGGAUAAAUAAUUUACUUUUUAUUUUGCCCUGCCCUGAAUUUAGCAUGACAGUCUCUAUUGUUUAUUGUUUAGUAUACGUGAGCCAAGGAUUUAUUCACCAAAAAAAGAUUGAAUGGAUGCAAUGCUUUUUGACUCAGUGAGCCAGGUUGAUUACUUUAAGGUUGUUUAAGUGUGGGACGGAGCCAGCUUGAACAAUAUGAGAUCAAUAUUUAGGAGAAAUAUGGGCCUUUAGCUACUUCACUAUAGCUACUUCACUGCUCGGGAUCAUGUCAGGCUUCAGAAUAAUUGGUAAGCAAAGUAUUUCUGGAAAAAGUCCAGUCAUUGAUAAUAUAACGAGAACGGUUUGCAACAUCAAUGUAACCUGUCAACCAAGGGAAGUGUACUGGAAUGUGUGAACUUCACUGUACUUGUUUGGGGGGGGAGGAGGUGCUAGAUGACGUUAAGUAAGCUUGUAUACUGUGUGGCUGUUGUGAACAAAUCUGCAUAAAAUUUUGUGUUAAGCUUGAACAUUCCUCUGCGAAAAAACUAUUUGGAUGUUUCAAAAGGCUUUCAGAAACGAUACAACGAGUGCAGCGCAAAUAAAUGGGUGGCACAAACACUUCAAAGAUAGUCGAGAAUCUGUUGAAAGAUUUGGCGUCCUGCGACUUCUGGAUUUUCCCAAAUCAAAAAUCAGCUUUGAAAGGGAAGAUAUUUGAGACCGUCAAUGACAUUCUGGUAAAUAGCUGAUGGCUAUUACCACAAAGCAUUUUAAAUACUGUUUUCAACAGUGGAGGAGAUACUGGGAGAACUGGGAGGUUUCAAGGUGCCUACUUGAAGGGGACUUAGGCAUCAUUGUCCUAUGUACAAUGUUUUGUGUAUCUUCUUCAAUAAAUUUCUAUAUUUUUCAUAUUACAUGGCUGGAUACUUUCCGGACAGACCUCGUAUGCUUCCAACAUGAAAAUCUGUAGAGAGAAUGACUGCAUAAGUGAGUUGAUUGGGGCCAAAGAAAUAUUACUAAGGAGAAGGGCACAGAUCUUAUAGUAUCUCAAGAUAUACACAUAGGGGCCAUUGGCUUUCCCAGACGGCAUGAGAUGGAUUGCUUUGGUAAAUUCAUCAUGAGCAUGGGUGUAUCGAAGGUCCUAGUGUCAGAGUAGGACAAGGUAGUGGUGACAUUUAUCUAAGUAAGCCCUAAUGGAAGGCAGUAGCCUGACUCUGGAGGGUGACCAGGCAGGUUGUAAAGGUCAGAAUAAAAUUUGCAGAAAGCAGGUAAUAUAUCUCUAGUAACAUGAAUAGUAUUCCCGCCAUGGUUGUUAAUUUUAGAUACAUUGUUGCUUCUGCCUCAAGGAGAGUUCAUUUUAUAUUAAAUCUAUGAAAUUUAUUAGAGGAAUCUUCCCCUGUACAGCUUUAGCGUCUGGAAACGGCCAAACACAUUGAGAUUCUGAAUACCAAGUAAUACAAAUAAAUCUAAGAUAUUGCACAAGGUAAUGGUGAUUUCAGCUAAAACUGAAAACCAGAGAAUUACUAGGAAUAUUGUCUAUACAGGUAUUGCAUUCGCAGGACAGAAAACAUAUGGAUUCAGCUUAGAUGGAUAGCAAUCUCAAGCCCAGAAAUAAAUGGGUAAUUAUGCUGUAACUGUGCAGCUUAGUGCAAUGUGUUUGAGAGUUCAGAUGAAAAUCGGGCUAUAGUUGGAGAGUAAAGCAGGAAAGCAGGAUAUGUGCUAAGGUCCUUGCAAACGUAAGUGAAUAUUCUAUCUCAAUAGCCAGUUUAUUAGUGAUUCAUGAGUUAGCUAAGGGCUCAGGCCACAUCUUACUUAGCAGGGAUUGGUUGCAGCUUGAACAGUAGCACCGGAAGAAACCAUUUAAUGUUACAAACUUUGGAAAACAAAGCUGAAGGUCAAACAAUGAAAUCUAUAUAGGAACAGUUGAUGGUACUAUAUAUAUUGAUGCACCUUUGUGUAAAGGGACACUCCACCACCCAAAUGGGCAAAAAAGCAGAAAUCACUAUUUAGUGUAUAUAUACCGCCAAUGAAUACAUGCACGCAUUUUUUAUGCAUGGUUUUCAUAGGGUGUAUAUCUUAGAAGAGCUUACAAAACCGUAAAUUGCAAUCUUUGCCAGUCUUCCCUUUUUCUUCGGAAGAGACCAACAAUCUCUUUGUAGGGAAUAGCUUGUCAGAAAAAUUGCUUUUCAAUGAAAAAAACCUCUGAAGCUCACCCUUUGUCAAUUAGCGUGCGCAUGCCAUGUGCGUGUGUGCACAUGCCGUGUGUGUGCACUUAAUAGUAUUCUGAUCUGAGGUCUGAGAAGGAAGUAUGCAGGGGGGAGGCAGGUGUGCUCAAGUAGUGCAUGCUUGCCACUUCCUUUAGUUACGGGGAACUAAUGGAUGCAGGAAGAAACCUCCUUGACUGUCUUAUUGACAACUAGGGUGGUGUUUCAUUAAUUUAUUAUAAAAGUUUCGAUUUCUCAUAGAAAUGGGAUACUCCCCACUGAAGUGCUUUACCAGUGUGGAGUGGUCCUUUAAAGUUUUCUAUAAACAAUUGCAAGAUGAUUAUUAUAAACUGGAUUUAAAAUGCUAAACUGAUAAUCAGAGAUCCACAAUCUCACUGAUCCUAAAUGCUAGUUCUAGCAGAGUCAGAUUUGCCAUGACCAGAUUUCUUUGACAGAAUUAGUUGACGUUUGUGAGGGACCGGUAUCUCCCCCAAGGUAUCUCUCUCCUCUUCAAAAUAGUAAUACUCUGUCGUGACAAACGCUCCUUCCCACGUACGUUUGCCACGGAUUCCUGGAGGAGUGUAGAAGCCGAACUCCUGCCCACCGACUAUGGUCCAGGUUUGGGAGUUACUCUGCCCAGCCGCCAUUAACAGCUUUCCAUGGGUGCCCCCGGUUUGGCACUUUCCCUUCAUGCAAAUGAAACCAAACACUGGCUUUCUGGCGGCAGUUCGCAUGAACCAAGCCCACGAACAGUUCCAGCUGUACUUAGCCACGACCGCUAUGGAACUAAAUUCGGCAUGAGGACUUCGUGGGUUCCCGUUCACCUCAGCGGGACUUAGCUGCUAAUGUUAUGGAACUGUUUUCGGCAUGAGGUGACCGUGUGGUUCCCAGACAAUUUGGUUUGCGGUUUUAAACCACUUUGAAAUCCACCAGGAGGGCACUUUUUGGAGGGAAGGUGUCUGAGACUAAGGGGAACAAACGCUACCUAAGAGCCAAGUGGAGCACCCCGUAUUGCGGCCACAGGAACUCCCGAAAGUUGACCGGCAAAAGCACCAAAUGCCAUGAAACUAUUUUGGGCAUAGGACCACGUGUGCGGCCAGUCAACAGUUUCCCCUACACUGCAUGGAUCUGAACGCUAUUUGGAGAACUUAAGCGCUCAGAUAAGGGCUAUUUGGGGAUGUCUUAUUUGUGGGGCUAUGUUAUGUUUUUAUUAUGUUUUUGGGGUUUUUUAUGUUUGUUUUCCUCUCUUCCUGGGAGAUAAUUAGCUUACCGGUCUUUAACGCAGUUAUCUCCCAGACCCAGAGAUUCCUGGGAGGGGCUUGUGGUGAAGACAAUGGAGACCCCCUGUUGGGGUCUGUGUAUAAAAAGGCUGUGUUUGGAUGCAUUAAACCAGUUGUACUCCCAGAACUAUGUGUCGUUUAGUUACUGGGAGGGGAAGGGCUAUGAUCACUGCUUGGCACCUUGUUCCAGCUCGUGGGGGAUUCAGCAGGGAAAAUCCUUGUAAGGACUAGAGCUCCCAGGACUGUGUGAUGUCCAGUCCCUGGGAGGGAAUAGAGCUAGUCCCCUAUCCUGUUCCAGGACGGAGAGGCUCCAAGAGGACCCAGUCAAGCCAAGGCGACUUGGGCAGAAGCGCUGAGGUUUUCCCAUGUUCCAGCUAAGAAAGCUGUCCUUGGCGAAGGUACCCAGCCGGGGUAGAGGAAGCUCUGCUACAAGUACAUAUUUUAUUCUGUCUCCUUUCACUACUAAGUGGGAGGCCAUCUUGUGACCUGGAUACUGAGUGAUAUAAAAUGAUGAAGCUGGCACACAAAUGCUUACCUUCGGCAAAGGCCCAAGAAAUGGCUUAGAAAUUCUUUAAACAUUGGUAUCGAACCCCUUACUUUUCUACUCUAGUCUACUGCAACAGUAGAAGGAGACAAAGGUAUUGUUGGCCUACUUCCUGCUGUGCAAUUAUUGGAGGCACAUACUUCUCCACUCCUUCCCUAUCCCUCUUUCCUACUAUCAACUUUGUUUCCUUUUUUUCUCUCUCUCCUAAUUAUAUAUAUAUAUAUAUAUAUAUAUAUAUAUAUAUAUAAACAGCUAUUAUAGUAUCAAGUUAUAUGUAACGUUUUUUCUUUGAUAUAGGAGCACAUACAUGAAAAGUUAGCUAUAGUUUUAUAUUGUGUGAUGAUGAAUAAGAAGCAUCUUAACUUUAACUGUCCUUUGCUGCUUGUUUUUCGUGUGAAAGUUAGCAUAAUAAUAAUAACUUGUAUACUGAUGACCCAUGUUUUAUGGGACCAUAAUUCUAUUGAUGGGUUCUGGAGACAUAAUAAACCACAAGACCAAAGGUUGAGUUGGGUUAUAAAUUUAUCCAUAACCCAACACUGGUGUUCUUCUCCUCCAAUACACACCUCACCAUUAUAAUAUAUUAUAUUCUAAAUAAUAUUGUUAGGCAAGGAUUAGUGUGUAAGGGCCGCAGUUAGGCUAGGGCUAGUGUUAUGGUAUUACAAGGGUUAAUGUAAGAUGUGAGUUUGUGUGUCUAACAUAUUAGUGUCUAAAUAUAUGCAUUUUUGUGUAUAUAUAGAUAUAUAAUAAAAAAAAAAAAAAAAUUUAAGACAUAUUUUUAUUUUUCCUAACUGCAGAGCUGUUGUCGUAUCUGUCACUGCUAUGAUAAAUUGAACAUCGUGCAUUGAAAAUGCAUGCUUUACUUUAAUAAGCUUUUUUUUUUGACAGCUGAUAGUAGCCAUGGUUAUUUGCAGUUACUUUUUUAGGACUAUCAGAUUCAAAUAGCCAGCAACGAUUUUCCUUUGUAUAUGAAGUUCAUUAAAUACAGAUUCAAACCAUGGAUUGUGCAUAUUUUUGAUCUAUAAAGAUAGCUAAACAGUGACAGACGUAAAGAGAUAUAUCUUUUUCAAAGAGAAGUGUUCUUCGGCAUGCAGAAACAAAGUAAUUCACGAAGUUGGAUUGAAAAUAGAAAGAAGACAGAAUGCUGAUAUUUCAUUGUUUUGCUUAUUUAUUCUGAACAAGAGUAUGGCCUAAAGAUAUAGGUGCUCGAGCAUGGGUUAAUUGUCUGUUUUCAAUAAGCGGAUGCUCUUUUUUAAUUUUUUUUGCUGUGCAUAGAAAUAUAACAACGCGCAUGAGGUACCCCAACCAUCACUUAUAACAAUGAGGUAUUCGAGACUACGUGCACUAUUUUAUAGUUAAGAAGAUGUUAAUCAAGGUUAAGCAUAAAGAUAGGAAUUUAAGUAGUGCAUGGUAAAAGCUUAGCUUAGCAGGUCCCACAAUGCCCUAACAGUACAGGCGGGUUCAAGAUUAUAUAUAGUAUAUUGGAAAACAACCAUUGAGCGGCAUGUUGAUGAGACUGCACAUUGUAAGGAUGGGUAUCUAGGUAUGCAUAACAGUAAGGCGGUAUAUGUUCCAGGGGCGUUAGUUAGACCUGUAGGACAAACUAGUCACCUAGUUAUGGAGAUGCAAUGGUACAUGCAAAUGAAGUAAAACAGACCUAGUAAAUAUUGCUUGUUAACAGUUAAGCUUAAUAUAGACAACAAAAUUCACCACAGUGACUGCACUCAUUUUUAUAUUAAGAAUGGGUUAGACUAUAAUUUACAGCAGCAUAGUUUAUGAGGAUUAGUAAGGCACAGUGCUUGACCUUUUAAGCAGUGGCAGUAUCAGGAUUUGGUCUAAGAGAAAGUGCAGGUAAGUGAGGCUGCUGUGAAGUAUGUUGUAAUGGGGUUAAUCCCCAAUGGGUCUGUACCCGAGAUUUGUUUUACAUUUUAAGCAGCAUGGGUGUGAUACAGGCAUUUAUGAAAACAGACGGAAAUAAAAAGGAGACAACCGGUCAACGAAAAGUAAAGUAAACAGAAUGAGUGUUCAUGUUGUAUUGCCAGAGCCUUCCCCAGUACUCGGGCAAAGUAUCUUGGCUAUAGUCCUCUGUGUAGCCGAAGUCAGCUGACGCCUGAUCUGCAGAACCGCUGGGGUUGCGGGUAGGCCACUCAGAUCCAGGCAGUGUCCAGAAUUGCAGCUCAGCUCGGCGGUCAGGCCCCGCCCCCAAGCGGAUGCUCUUUUAACAAGCGUCUGCAGUUUCAUUUAAAUAUUGUGGGCAUAUAAAAUAACUACAGAAUAUGUUUUUUAAGUUGGUCUUUAUGAGUCAGAAACGGUUAUAAACUAUAUAUAUAUAUAUAUAUAUAUAUAUAUAUAUAUAUAUUGGGACCUCGGUUUACAAACACCUAGGUUAACAUAUUUUUUGGUUUAGAAAUGAAAAUCCAUUGAAAAUAAUGUCUCAGUUUACAAAUUAUUUUCGCAAUACAAAGCAAGUUUCCCCAGGAUGCAUUGCACCUGGGAGGUUUAUAGCACCGCCCCCUGCAUCCUGGAGCCUGUGGGUAGCACAUGGCGUUGAGUGUGGAGGUUUUGGAGCCAUUCUGGAAAUUGUUUGCAGUUGUUUAGGGAUUUUUUUGUGCAUUUCUCAAGCUGUGGAAAAGUAGGGAGCUUCGCUUCGCCGUUUGCAUGCCGUUUACGGUGUGUUCUACAUUGUGGGUUGGUUUCCAUGCCAGCUCAUUUUGGCUUUUUUUUUACUUCCCAAACAGAUUCAUUGAUUUUCAAUGCAUUCCUAUGCAUCACCGUGUUUCGGUUUACAAAUAUGUUGCAAUAAGAAACGUCCUGGAGAACGCAUUAAAUUCGUAAACUGAGGUCCCACUGUGUGUGUGUGUGUAUGUAUAUAAUAUAUAUAUUCUUCCCAGUAAAAAUUCUGAGUACAUAUGGCAUGUGAACUAUCAAUUUAAUAUCUAUGCAAAAUAAAAUGACCUGUAUCAAUUAAACUAGGAAUAUACCAAGCACUAUAACCACUAAACUGAGCUGGGAGCUUAUGUUGGCACUCCUCAGCUAAGCCUUGCAGUACGUCAGCUGAUCACUCUUAGCCAAUCAGAGCUUCUGGCUGCAGUGGAGGCAGGGAACAGUGCUCAAUACCGCAAGUAAAAAGUCAAACCGCUCUAAAAUGGUGUGAUUACUGGAGUGGCUGUAGUGGUUGUGGUGUUUGAUGUAUUCCUUUAACUAACUAAAAGGUACAUUACCAUUAUUGUUUAUGAUUAUUUUCUAUAUUUUAAACCCCAAAGCUGACAGAUCUGAUGUGGUUCCGAAGGCUGUGGUAUGCAAGAGAGGCGAGUUUUACAGGCUGUCCAUUGCUGCUGCCCAUUGCUGCUGCCCUGUUCGAUCUGGCACUUUAGGUGCCUGGAGCCAUGCCAGUGUUGUAUUUUCAUGCAUGCACGAGAGUACAACAUUGAGGUCUAUGGAGGAACCCACUAAACAGUGGGAUCCUCCAUAAAUUUGAGCCUGAAUCCCAUUGGGGCAGUGGAGCUCUGCCUUUCGUCGACUUUUCUCAACCUCAGGCUUCACCAUUAGAGAAAGUAGUCCCUAAUUUUGUCUUAUGGUAUCUUUGGAUUGUGCUGGAACUUCAAUGAAAUACCAAUGCAGUCUUAAUCAGUAUUUCAUAAGGAAUCUUUAUGGAAUGGUGAAAAGUGACAGAUCUGCUUUAAUCAUGACCUGUGACAUUUUUGGAGGAAAGCAGCAAUUGGGUUUGAAAAAAAUUGUAACGUAAAUUAAGUUGUUAGAAACCGUCCAACGCUUGUAUUCUUGUGUGAUAGUACCAAAACAAAUUCUACAAAUCUUCCAAAGAUAUUCUUACGUAUCUACAGAUGCAAUAGACACCAGUUGUACAUUAUAUGGAAUAAUAUAUUUCCCGUCAAUGAUUGUUCCUGAAGUAGCGGAGAAAAGGUAAGAUUUUGCCUUGCAACCUCUUCUUUGGACACUGUCUCUGAUAUAUAUCUUUGAUUUACUUUGGAAUUUCAAUAAAAUUCCUUGUUAACAUCUAGGUGUUUUUUUUUUUCAUAGAGAUUCUUAUCUUUAUGAAAAACUCCGACAUGACAGGUCCAGUUUAAACAGAUGUUAACGGUUCUAGAGGUGUGGGGCCUGACUCAUGAACAUAAUGUAUCAUCAGAGAUGUAGCUGAAUAAAUGUAUUCACAGCAGCAAAGUCAAAUAUGAUAUGGAUGACUUUUUGUUGUGGAAUGAAAGAGUAAAAGAUUUAAAGGCAUGCAAUUAUAUAUAGUACAAGACAGUUAAAUGUGUGUGGAAUAUGACAUGUAAAAAUAAUUGUAAAAUGAUUUGAAUGCGUUAAAUAAGACCUUGCAAACUAUGUUGUUGUAGCGUAUAUUUGGUUGUAUCUGAAAAAACACUCAUAGAUAUUGAGUGUUUAAAUGCAUCUCUAUGAGGAGAUGCUGAUUGGCGCAGGGUGGCAUUUUGCGUUAUUACCUGCCAAUGCUUAGAUAUGGGAAAGCAUUGGAUUGGCUGAGAUCAUCAACAUUGAUGAUCUCAGGCUAGAAAGUGGAGCGUGGGCGGGACCAGCCUAGGCGAGACUGGCAUGGCGUAGGGAAAGGUAAGUAAAAUACCUUUUUCAUAGGGUGGGGUACCUAAACUGUGUUUUUACACCUAUAAUGUAAGGUAUACAGGUGUUUAUUAUAAAUAUCUUUGAUAUUUGAUUGAUUGGUUAAAUAAAAACUCCAUAUAUAGAUUAAUUUGCUUAUGCUUUGUUAAAGAAACACUAUACUGUCAGGAAUAUAAACGUGUAUUCCUGACACUAUAGUGCUUGAAUGCAGCAUUAGGUCCUGGUCCUCCAAUCUCUGGAGAUUAAAGGUGCUUUUGCUAUCCUUUUCUUCCACGCCGUGCUAGCCUCACUUUGAUUGGCCCCGCCGGGAUCAUCAAUUUUGAUGAUUCCCAUAGGAAAGCAUUGGGCCGCUAUUACGCAUGCACGGCAAAACACCACUCUGAGCCUAUCAGCAUCUCCUUGUGCAUGUAUGCACUGAACGUUCCCCAUAGAGAUGCACAUUGCAGCACUGACACGGGAAGCACCUCUGGUGGCCGUUUAAGUGCCUGCCACUAUAGGUGUAACUAGCCAGCAAUGUAAUCACUGCCUUGUCUCCGCAAGUUCUAUGGCUACAGAGACAGGCUAUCGACGCCAGAACCACUGCAUUAAGCUGUAAUGGUUCUGGUGAUUAUAGUGUCCCUUUAUUAUAUAAUGCCUUUAUUGACAGGUUCACUUUAAGCGAUAUCUGAGAUGUUCACAUUAUUCUCAGACCACCCUGUAUAAUUAGCUCUGUGUCCAAAGAGCAAUGUCACUAAUAUGAGUGAAACAAGAGUUUUAAUUCAGAAUAGUGGCUGAUUGCCAAACUACAGCUGUUUAGGGGCUUUGUCUUUUUUAUUUCCCUCUCUCUUUUCCUACUGUUGUUAAAGAAAACAGCCAUUCUCUCCCCCUCCCCCAAAACACAACACAGUACAUAUCAUUAUCAUCAUUAAAUGUGGCAUGAUCUAGGUUUAUAUUAUCAUAAAAUCCUUUUUUUAUGCCCCCACCUAGUGCAGUUGCAGCUUGACUACCUGCAUCUUUCAUGCAGUCUUGCGAUGAAAUUACGGCUAAAUAAAUAGAAUCUUCAUUUGUCUUCAGUACCUCCCAUGUGCUACAAGUGAAUUUAGGCUUUCUAAAUUCACCAGCGAUUACAUUAUCCCAUUACUGAAGUGUUCAGCAGUGGCACAAAAUAAAUUGUUUUCUAAACUUAACGUGACUUUGCCCUAAAUUUAAUUCACAGGUAUUCAAGAAUUACCUUUCGUCGAGAUCGACACAAACAUAAUUAAAACCCUUAUUUGUGGUGAGCUGUAAAUGUAGCAAUUACCUUAAUUAAGUUAGACAUGCUUUAUAUGAUAGAGGGGGAGGAAAAAAAUGCAUAUUUUUUAUUUUGUUUUUUAAAAUAUCUGCAAGAUUAGACAGCAAAUUCCAGUGACUGCUUCGAAAAGCAUUCCAUCUUUUCACUCCAUGGAUUUCUGUUUAUCAUUUGACAUUCCGAAUCUCCUUUAAUGUGCAACAUCCAGAUGACACUUUUGAAGAUUUUUUUUUUUUUUAAAGAAUUUAAUUGCAGCACAGUGCAUUUCUAGAUAAAUUGGAAUCUAUGAUGUAUUUAGGAAAAUUAAAUAAGCAGUUUAAACAUUAACCCACUGUGUGCUGUUGAUAGUGGUGCAAGAAUAUAGGAUAGGACAAAAUAGAAUUUUGUAUCAGGCUGUAGAGUGCUCUUUAUGCCCAAAGAUCAAAUCCUGGCAAAGGCUAUUUCCAAUUACAUUCAAAAUUAAAGUUUCAGUGAAAUGUAAAUCAUACCUCAAAAUUUAUACUGAACACAAAAUCAAUACUGUUGACUUACUACCAUAGAAAUAAAGUAUUUUAACUCAAGUAAGAAGAUGGUAAGACUGCCAGUGAUAUGCUAUUGGCAGCUUAAACGCUGGUUCCCAACAUGUAUAUAUUUCAAGAUGCCUGUUCUUCGUGAUGCCUCUACACCAAGCAUGUCAAACUUGCGGCCCACAAUGAAUAUAUUUGCGACACACCUGCCCUAGGGAUACUUUGGGCUGUGUCCUGCCACUGCCAAUCACGUGCUUUGACGGCUGAAAGACCGGUAAGCAUUAGGCCAUGCCGGCUCUGCGGCAUUACAGUGCACAGCAUGUAUGUCUGCAUAGUAGGCCAGCCACUCCCCUUCCCUAAAUUGGACAAUUGCAAGAAAACUUACAGGAAAGAUAGGUUGAAGAGGACCCUGCUCAAACGAGCUUACAGUCUAUAGGGGGGGAAGUAGGGCUUGGGGGACCUUCCUGUGUAGUGUGUUAAAUUGGGGAGGGAGUGUGCAGUGUAUUAAUUUUGGGGAGGGAGGGCAGUGCAUUAAAUGUGGGAGGAGGCGGUGUAUUAAAUUAGUGGUGGGAGUGAGGGCAAUGUAUUAGAUUAAGGAGCAGUGUAUUAGAUUGGGGGAGGGUGCAGUGUAUUCGAGUGGAUGGAGGUGGGGGCAGUGUAUCAGAGUGGGGGAUAUAUUAAUUUGGGGGAGGGGGAAGCAUAUUAAUCUGUCAGUGUGUCUGUGUGUGUGUCAGUGAGUGUAUGUCUUUCAAUGAGUGUGUCUGUCAGUGAGUGUGUGUGUGUGUUGGUCAGUGUUGCAUUGGCUGCGACUGGACAGUGGAGUACCUGGAGGUGCAUAGAGGCACACAACGCCACGUCACAUUCCAACGUGACAUCGACAUGCUCAAACUUCACAGGGUUUCAAGAAGUAGCUGGAGGAUCAUAUUUGGCACCGGGUGCGGAUGGCACCAUUUGGGGUAUACCAGAGGCGGAGUCGCAUACUGGCAGCAGCAAUGUGAGUGGAGUCUGCUUGUUGGCUAGAGGGGGGAUGCUGGGAUUUAGUAGAGGGGGAGGACUGGGAUUUCGUAUAUGGGGAGUAGUUGGGGGGGGGUCUGCUAUUUAGAAGAGGGGGUGCUGUGGUUUAGUAGAGGGGGAUGCUGGAGGUUUUUUUCCUACUGUAGUUUUCAAAAUAAACCUACGUUUCUAGGAAAACUUGCGUUUUUUGUGGCCCACAUAAACUUAAGCCUUGUUUAUGUGGCCCAUGCUAGACUUUGAGUUUGAAAUGCUUGCUUUAGCCCAUGCCUCACACGGAUCGUGGCAUUCAUGCAUUAGUUACCCCUCAAAUAAUCAAGCAAAGCUGUACAAUGUUGCACUAUUGUUUUUGGAGCUGGCUAUAUUUUCCUUUCUCACGGUUUAGUGGUUGGAUUUUAAACCACCAUGACCACAUCUGCUUUUUGAAGCGGUCGUAGUUCCAUUAAAUUUAGGGGAAAGUUAAGUUUAGGAAUCUGGAUUUCCAGUGUUUGAAACACUGCUCAUCCAGAGUUAUUUGCACUUGUGAGGACGAGGGCUAGUUGCACCCCUGACACACUUGAUAUUGACAGAUCAGAACUCUGUUCCAGGCUGCCUAAUUUCAGUUCUGUACAUAUUUUACGUCUCUCUCAAGGGCACACUGCAUGUUGCCGAUAGAUAUAACUUCUUUUCCCUUGCAGGAAACUCUUGUUCCCUCUCCCUCCCACACUUAAGGUAACAAUUUUUUUUUUAAUCCCUCCCUCCCUUUCACCCCUCCAUUUGCCAGGUCAGAGUGUGCACAUGCUCCCUGGGCUGGUAAAAUGGUCCACUCAAAGGUUUCUCUCACUGGAUUAGAGUAAGUUAACGUUAUUUUAAAACACCAUUUCAGUGUUUUUCUCUGGGGGCUGAUAGAGUAUUGCCAAUAGGGCAUUAUUCUGUCAUAAAUGAAAAGAGUUGGAGAAACCCUCCUUUCUGAAAUGGGCACUUUGUUCUGAUUUUAGAACAGACAUUCUUCUAUAGUUACAUGAACUACCGUAUAUACUCCUCUAUAAGUCGAUCUUGUGUAUAAGUCGAGUGCACUUUUUUGACCAACAAUUGUGAAAUAUGCUAUAAGUCGAGGGUACAUUAUUCAAAUGGAAUUGUUCGCUUCUGUAUGGUUAACAGACAAACUCUGUGUGGUCCCCCUUGUUAACAUCUCGUAAUCACCGACCACCUCUGGUUCUUAACCACAAACCGGCAUUCCCUGGGUGGCCACCAUUUGUAUAUACGAAUGCAUGUGUUGUUUCCCAAACCCAGGCAGCGGUACAUGGUCGUCGACAGCAUGGAUCUCUGAAUCAGCUGCCCAAGCCUGCGAACCCCGCUGAAAUUUGUACCCCUGCCCGUUCGACUUCCCGAAAAGCUAAGAGAACGGCGUUCGGGAGUCGACAUUGCCCUGCAUUCGACUCCCUAACGCCAUACAUAAUUCUAUCGAAACUAGCACUGACCCGUGGAUAAGUCAACUCUGCGUUUUUAAAAUGAAGUUUAGGACAAAUAUCUCAACUUAUGCACGAGUAUAUACGGUUCUAAGUGUGUCGUGUUUGUAGUGAAGACGUUGUAGAAGCUAUUGCUUCCUUAUUUUUCUAAAGGUUUGUUAGUUUAAGCACAUGAUCAAUUCUAGUUUUAAGUAACUAUCUGAGUUAAAUCUAACUAUGUCAACAAACCUUAUCUGCCUGGUAUGGAAGCAAGGGGAAGUUUUGUUUUUUGGAUAGUGUGAUGAAAAAUAACCUCCACCGUGUCAAAUAAGACACAUGAUUCAUAAGACUUGGAUCAAGUUAAUAGAAGCAAAACAGAUUUGUAGGAAGUUGGCAAGUUGGUAUUGUCGAUAAUCUGAGAUCUGAACUCAGCAAUGUGUUAUAUUCCCAUGAGCACGCUCGUCUCUUAACAUAUCAGUUGCAUCUCCAUGGUAAAGGUGAAACAUUACUUUCUUCAGUCCAUUCUCUUGAAGCAAGGGGAUAUGUUGACAAUAUAGUUUUCUGUACCGCAAAGUAAAUAUUGAUCGAGGUUUACAUAGGUUGUUUGGGCUAGAAUACAAUGAUUUCCAAAUCAGACCAAUGAAAAACGUGAUUCCUACUGUCAGGAAAAAAAAAAGCUUUUGCAUGUUGGCACCUUUGUAAAAUUUAAGAAAAUAAAGAUGAAAGCUCAAACUGAAUUUUGAUCCUUAAACCCCCUUCCCACUCUCCCCAGAAUAACAAAAAAAUAACUGGAGUAUAUCAUAAAUCGUGCUAAUAUAUCCAUGGACAAGAUAGUUACAGGAGUAGUUCAUACUGGAAUGAUGUAUUACCCAUUUUAUAUACAAGGGGGAUACAUGCAUGAAAAUACAACAUUUUUAAAAUGAAUUAAAGUAAAAAAAAAAAGACACUUAGCCCUUGUUUGCUGCAAAAUCUGCAGCUUAUUCAAGAACCAGGAAUUUGCUGAAAUUUCUCAGCGAGUUCUGAACCUCCCAUUUUUUAAGUGUAAGUGCAUUGUAUAUCUGAGAAGUCCCCCCUGCAUUAUUCUGUGAUUCACAAGCACUCCAAUGGUCCUCCAUGUGAUAGAGGUUUGGGUUACGUAUAAAAACCACACCUCUAUGUCUCUGAUUCCCUCAAUUACCCUUAAAAAAAAAAAAAAAAGAAAGAAAUACAGUAAAAAAUAAUAACCAUUGAUCACUAUUUUAUAUAAUGAUCAGUGAGUUUGCAUAGUCUGACUCAUUUAGUGAGCAUCAGCUAGAGAGAGGCUUGGGAGAAUUUCUAACAUACUGCACACUUUAAAAAAAAUUUAACCCUUGAUUGUUAUAUUUAUACAAUGAGAAAUUACAAUGAGAAAUGUUAUAUAUAUUUUUAAAUAGUUGCAAAUAUAUUAUACUACAGAGUGUGCAAGCCACAUAUUUUAUGCAUUUUAUAAUUACCGUACGUGUAUGAUGUGUGGGUGCAUUUAAUGAGAAACAGCAGUUACAGUUAAACACACAGACGGCACAAAUAAGAAAAUCCCUGUGAUCCUACUGUGAACAAUAACCUUGUUUAAUUCUGAAUGCUAAAAGUACAUUUUGUGGUUUGUAUAAUGUAGUGUUAAAAUGAGUCUAAACCUCUUUUUGUGUGUGGUUACUUAUUUCUGUUCUAUUCAUUUAUUGUUGUGAUGUUUUAUUAAAGAAUGGCACUCAUUUCAUAUUGUGUAUCAAAAUAUGUAUUCACUUUGCAUUGAAACAGUAAGAGAUUCAUCCUGUGCUUGCUAAUUUUGACUGUGCCAUAUGGCUUGCGUUCUUGUCUGUUGUCUGUGCUUGUCUCUUUGGAAGCAGCGUGGUUAUCAUGCGAUUGCUGCAAUGCGAUCACAUUGCUGUCCCAGUCCUCGUGCUGUACGGUAUAAGUAGAAAUGUUACAUAGGAAACAUACCUCCUGUAUUAAGUAUACCUUUUAAAGUGGUACUGUCACUUUGUGAGAUCUUUUUGUUUUUUGCAACAAACCCCCCAGGUGGCAAAUCUGCUUCCAUUGUGGGACCUCAGGAGAGAGAGGUGUGAAUAUAUGCUUACAUUAAGACUUCCCUCUUUGUCCUCUCCUCAUCUAUUCUUUAGCAACUGGCAGAUGAAGCCACCAGGGGCUGCAUUAUCUUUAUAUAGAGAGUACAAAAUGAGGGUCUACACAGGAUCUUCUCACUCUUGUUAAAUAGGAUAACCAUUCUCACCAGUUGUGUGUACAAGUGAUGGCUGAGGGGACUAAAUCUUUGCCUUUGUUGUAUUUUGCUAUAAUUUUUUGCAAAUAUAAGAGAGAAUAAUCUCUUCUUUAUCUUAUAUUAUUUUUUUGCUUGCCUAGUAUUCCAAUGCAAUCUAUGAGUUUCUCCUUAUAUUGUUUAAAAAAUUCAAAACCUCAGAAUUAACCUUGCCACUUUAAUUACCGCAAUCACCAUUAGGCUUCCGAAACCGAGCCAGGAGUUGAGUAUUUUUAUUGUCAUAUUUCUUAAUGUCCAUAUUUAAUUUUGUAGAAAUGUAUUGUAACACAACUGUUCUAAUAUGAAAACUACAAAAAAUGACCUAAGACUCUGAUGAGACUAAAACCAGGCCUCAAACGUUCUACCUGUCAUCUCACCAUUAGUGAGUGAAAAUUCAACACUGGCAAAUAAAUUUGAGCCGUUUCUUUAAAAUAGAAUAUAUUUGACUGCUAUCUCAUCCAAAAACAUCAGGCCUGGAUGUUAUGCAUUUCAGAUCGGGAGCAGAAUGUGUGUGUAUUUCCCUGCUACACUCACAGCUCUCCAAUGUGCGCUGCUAGAUAAAGUGGGGGCAGAGUUUUAACACUGUCACUCAAGUGAUCAGUAUGUAAUCCCCCGGACUACCUAUAAUUCCGAUUAGCUUCUAUGGAAAUAAAGGGUUUUCUAAUUGUUUCAUGGACUUUGCAAACAUUUGUUAAUUAUUCCCCUUCCCAGCAGCCUGGCUUCUGUAUAGCUUGGCUGAUGGUAUUAUGGGAAAAUAUGGCUCCCUUUGUGCUAAAGUUAUAAUUGGCUCCAUCUUUGUUCUUUAUAGAAAUUGUGCAAAUUAAUUAGGGAUGAUAGGUGGAGGGUUAAUGCGAUAAGAUGGCUUGUUGGUAGUUGCAGACUGGGCGUGUUUGUGAAAUAUUAUUGAAUACAUGCAGUAAAUGACACUCAUUCACCUCUGCUUGUGCACAUAUUGGCUUUUCACAAAGUACACUCCUGCAUUUGCACAACAUCAUCGCACGGACCUUCCAUAGAACGAUCUGUGUAUGUGUGGUAGCUAGGAACUUUUAAACUUGGUUAGUAGAAAAUGAGCCUUCUAAUACAAUGUGUAUAUAUAUGAAAAAAGUAUGCUAUUUGUUUAUGGAGUAAUAUAAGCAAACUGGUGCAAUUCAGUAGGUAAUCGAUAAUUGCCUGAUCAUGUUUGGGGAGCAUGAGUUGCAGCAAAUCAUGGUUCAUGCAGUGGUGGUAAAAUAAUAAAAUAAUUCAAUCUGUGAAAGUGUGUAAUUGACGAUUUGCUAUGUUAAGAUAAUUGUUUAAGAAUCCAAAGAAAUAUGUCCUUUAUUUAAUGAACAUUUGAACACUGCUGACUGCCAAUGUCAGAUUACUUACAGACUGUUGUGAAGACCUGCUUUCCAAGUUGGGUAGAUGGGUCUUUUCAUAACGUAAAUUAGUAUGUUGAAGAGAGAUGGUGUUGUGAGUAAAUAGGAUCUUGUAUCACAGCGGCAUUCCUUACAACAUUCAUGAACAAUUACACUCUCAAGAAUCCAAUACAGUUUAGCUGAUGGAGCUACAUUUAUAGGAAACAAAGAAAUCUUAUCAUUCAACUACUUGCCAUUAGGACUAACUACCAGAAACCUGACCAUGAAAAAUGUACCCUUUCCUCUAAUUCUUAAGGUUGUGAUUUAGGCAAGCUAAUCGACCAUACCUACAUGUGCACAGAGAGAUGUGGAAGAUCUGUCACAUUAGCAGAAAUGGCUGACAUUGGUUUCACUUAUCGUAUGUGAGUUUUUUUGUGGACUUUCCAAUGGAUUUGGGGGGGAUCUAGAACAAUUGAAACGUAUCCAAAUUAGGAUUCUCUUGGAAGAUCUGGUACAAUAGAAUAGUAAUACUUAAUCAAAAUAUCAGUUAUAUAUGGCAUUAAAUCGAUGAAAGCUGCUUGUUUUCUCUAGCAGAAUGUAUAAUUGUCAAUUUACAUAUUUGUAGAGAAUGGCACCAGUUAUACCUUUUUGAUCAUAUUCACAUGAUCGUUUCACAAUUUAUCCUUGAGCAUCUUAAUUGUCAAUAAACCCUGUUCUUAUGUACUUAUGAGAAUUAUUAAUGUGUAAUGAAAACCAAUAGUGAAAUGUAUUGAUUAUGCAAUAAAAACAACAAAAAAUAAUAAUUAUCCAAAACACUAGAACUGUAGAGGAAGUGUUAGAUGACUAAUGGCUGUUGAGUGUUGGCGUUAAAUCUGUUUUCAAAGUUAUUUUGCACUACUUCCUUUUGGCUGCACAACCGCUGUUUUGUCAUUUCUGAGCUGUCUCAGUCUAUUAUCCAUUGUUUGAGUACUACAUAACUGAAAGCCUUUAGAUCAUCCUCUACAAACCCCACUGUAAUGCAGACACAGUGUCUCCUGAACCGUCAAUGCAAUAGAACAUACAUAUAAAAUAAUGCAGACAGUGACUAGACUUGAAAUCAGUUUAAUUUAUUGGCCAUUUAUUAAUUUUACAUUAAUCAUACUAAUGAAGUUGGAGACCUAGAAAGUUUUAAUUUGGAAGUAUGUAUUUUACAUAUAAAGAAAACUGUAUUAUUUGAACUACUUAAAAAAAAAAUUCUCAUUAUAUUUAGAUUCAACAUUUUUUGUGUAAAAGCAUGGUUUGUCAAAUUGUACACUUUAUGACGCAAUUGCAAUUUUAGAACUGAUACGAUGAUUUUGCAAUUCGGGAAAAAGGGAAUCCAUAGCUCUCUUUGUAAUAGUCCAAAAAUUAGGUGCUAGCCAUAACUAUUGGUUAUGGUAGAGUAAAGAUAGAAGCUUCUUAGGAAAUUGGCAGUUGGCUUUAAAGAGCAAAGUCCAGCCCUAUACAUUCAGAACCAAAUAAGAAGAGAAGACCAAUACAAGACAAUCCUUUGUCAAGCCCAUGGUUUAUAGGUAAUUUUAGUUGUCAUAGCAGACACAAGAAACCGUUUACGCCUAAUGGUAAUUAAAGGUAUACAAGUUGGACAACAUGUAACUAUACAAAAUUGAAAAGUACUGAAAUAUGAUACAUUUUGCCUUGCUGUAAUAGUCCAGAGUAGGUCCUUAUACGGAGGGACUUCUUAUGGGAUGGACAAUUUUCCCUGACCGUUCGUUAUCCUCAGUAGGUCUACAAAUAAAGAGCUACCAACUAGCUCAAGACCAACAGCAUGUAGCGAUAUAUUCCUCGCUUAAGAACUGGCAAAUUUAUAUACAUGGAGAGCAGGCAAUGUGGGAAAGGCAUGAUCUCGACUAUAGACUGAUUGAAUGUCUCUUGUAAAUUAUAUUUGGUUAAAAACCACACGGAGGAGAUGCCAAUACUGUAAUAUUUUCGUAUCGGGUGAUCUACUUCCUAAAAGUCAAAGACAUCCUUACAACCAUGGAGCCUCACAGUCCCCUCUAAGAAACCAGCAUUGAGUUGUUCAGUCCCUGCUCUGGGAUUUAAGUAUGAAGUCUCCUUCUGAAACAGUCAUAAGAUCAUUGGAUAGAAGCACAAAAGAUAAAACAUAUAGUGCUUGCUUGUGAGGCUCCAUGUUUUUAAGGGUGUCUGACUUUUAUCGCAUAGUCAACCUGAUACUAAAAUACCUCUCCAUUAUGUGUUUAUGUCCUCAUAUCACUUACAAGACAAUUGUAUUAGUCUGUGGUCGAGGUCACGCCUACCCACGUUGCUUGCUCUGCCUGUAUAUACAUCUGCCAAUUCCUAAGUGAGGAAUAUAGCGCUACAUGAUGUAGCUCUUUAUUUGCGGACCUAUUGAGGAUAACUGAGUGUCACGGAAAUUGACCAUCCCAUAAGAAUUCCCUCCGUAUAAGGACCUACUCCGGACUAUUAUAACAAGGCAAAAAUAAUCCUAUUUCUGGACGUGUCCAUUUGUAUAGUUACAUAUUGUCUAACUUGUAUACUUUUUUUUUUUUUUUUUAUAUGGCAUUCUCUAAUAUUUCUUUAUUAGAUUUUUAUAUAUUUUGGUUUAGUAAAUUUAACCUUAUGAAAAUAUCUGCACUUUAACUGAUUUGUAUCCAAAAGGAAUACACUUAUUAAUGCACUUUUUGACAUUCAGUUAAUUUUAUAAAACUAAAGAGAUAGGACAACUUUUUAAAGCUAUAAAAGUGUAGAAUUUUCAGAUAAAUGUUUAGAUUAUGCACAUUAUGGGUUUGUUAUUCUUUUAUACUUUUGAGCUAUAUUGAAGCUCUAGUGAAGCCCAUAUCUUCUCAGAUAAGUAUAUGAUAUUUUCAUUUAAUUUCAGUGCACCCCCUUUUUUCUUUCUUUAAUUUGUUGUUUUUUUCUGGCUUGUUUUUUUUUUUUUUAAUUGGUAAUUUUUUAUUUUCAUAAGGUCAAUGGGGUACAGAAAGAAGAAAGGGAGGGUGUUAGGUUAUACAACAAUUUUCACCAAUUAUAUCAUGCCUCUAGGAGGAAGAAGAAGAACAAUUGCAUUAAGUCCCAGCUGAACAUCAGUAUUGCAUUAAGGCCUCAUUGACACUUUCCCCAUAUCUAACAUUUUGUGUUCCGAGUGUGCUGAGCUUUGCUAGACGCAGGCAGGCCUAUGCUGAACUUCUCAUUCCUGGCAGAGGACAUUACAGCUUGGGUUUGGGCUUUUCAACUGGGGAUGAACAGUGGGGGGGGGAAAUUAAGAAAGAAAAGAAAAAAAGGGGGGGAAAGGGGGGGGGAGUGGGAUGGGGUGUUGGGGAGGUGAUAGUUACUUCAGUGUGGUCUUAGGUCAGAGUAAGUAUCCAUGCUCAAGUGUGGUAUGGAGGCGGGAUAUACACCUCGGUAGGGCUGACCCCUAGGUGGGUGUAUCAUUCUAUGCGUGGAAACCUCAAGUACCUUUGAGGGGGGUUGUGUUCAUACCGGGUGUGGGACUUUGUAUGUGUGGCAUUGAUGGUAUGUACCAUAUCAGUGCUUUUGGCAGUCUUUUGGUUUAGUCACGCUUGGUGCUAUGUCACGUUAGUUGCAUUCACCCUUUCCCAAAAAUCAGCCCAUGGUGCCCAGGACAUCUGGAAGGACUUUUUUUGUGGGGCCGUUUUGGCUGUCAAGCCUUCAUACAUGUGGUAGCGGUGGAGCGUAGUCAACAAUUGGGUUUUGGAAGGGCAUUCCCGCUUUUUCCAGUGUGUUGCUAUGAGGUUUCGUACUGCUAAUGCAGUGAUUGCCAAUAUGCAUUUUACCGAUUUUGGGGUCGAGUGCGGAUAGGAAAGAAAUAACCCUGUAUGUACAUCCAUUGGUGGUGCUGUGAUGCCCAUGUUCCGUAAGGUGGACUGUGCGUCCUCCCAUAGGGGGCGUAUGCGUUGGCACGCCCACCAGAUGUGGAACAUUGUGCCCUGUUUUUCCCCACAUCUCCAGCAAAGCGGGGAUACAGAGUUGUACAUGGUAUGGAGCCUGUGUGGUGUUAAGUACCACCUGUAUACCAAUUUCCUGUGGGCCUCUAUGUGUGAGUAGCUUUGUGUAAGGCCCUUGAGGGCGUUGGGAGACGCUAGCACUUCUGCCUCCGUUAUUAGCUCAUCACAUUCAGUGAGCCAUUGGUUCGCGAAGGGUGGGACGUAGUGUGGUGCUGUUUUUAGGAUUACUUGGUAGCAUAGAGCAAGGGUUUUUGGUUUGGUUGGAGUUUGCCAGCAUCUGUCAUAUAGUGUAUCUACUACUUUGGUGUCUCGGCUAGCACUCGUAGCGAUUUGUGCCACAUGAGUGGGUAUGACACUCUUGAGCUGCAUGUAUGGGAAUAUUGAUGAGUUGGUUAGUUUAAAUUCAUGUUGUAGGUCUGGGAAAGGUUUGAUGAGGUUAUGUUGCAUGACUUGAUCUAGGUGUUUAAUACCUAACUUAACCCAGGAUUGCAGGGAGAGCCAUGGUGAGAUUGCUCGUAGGGCCGUCAGUGGUGCUCGAGGGUGGAAUUUAUAGGUGGAAUUUUGCCUGUUAACUUGUAUACUUUUUAAUUACCACUAGGUGCAACCUGUUUCUUGUCUCCUGAGUUUGCUAUUUCUUUUGUUGUUUUUUUUUUUUAGGGUACCCCAACCACCAGUGUUUGCUGUAUAGUUAGAGCUGUAGCUAUUCUUUUUACAACUUUUUUGAUAAUGUUACACAGACAAAAAGAAAAGGACACUCCAAGCACCAUAACCACUACAACUUAUUGUAGUGAUUAUGGUGUUAGACGGUAGUGGGUGCAGUUCGUCACAAAUUGAGUGAUUCAAUACAGCCAAUUCCUUAUUCACUAAGAAGUGAUCUUUCUCAUUAUUCUCCAGAAGAGGUGGUGUGCUUACGGUGGUGCAAAAUUCCCCUUUGAUUUUCUUAAACCACUGGACAAAAUACAGAGACACUUCACACAACUCAUCCUAGCACCAUAACCACUACAGCAAGCUUUGUUGCAGUACUUUGUGUAAUCUUUCCAAUGCAUAGAGUUACGCUUCUAUAAGUUCUGUGUUGUUUCAUUGUGUUAUUCUGUAACCACAAAUCUUAUCAUCAAGCUUUUUAAAGUUCUGGUGAUAAUGUUUGGGUUUCUUUUUUUUUUCUUUUUUUAUUUAUUAGAACAAAGUAUGUCAGUGGGAUGUUCUGUCCCAGUUAUGCUAUAUAACAGAGGGUGUGUCCCUUUGACCACAGGAGGGUCUAAAGAGCAGUUGCAGUGUGUAAGUCCUAAGGGUUUUAAUGCUUGUACCUAAUUAUCAAUAUUUCAAGUGGUUCCUCAUUGAGCACGUAAAGGAGGACCAACUAAUAAGCGAGAGGCAGCUAAUUAUUGAUUCUGGAACGAGCUUAGCUUACAUAGCUGUGAUGUAUAUAGAAGCAGUUGGCUGCCAUUUGUGAUUGCUUGUGACUUACUUGCAUGAUAAACACAGCUUUGUAAAGUUCCCACUUUACUCUUUUUCUUCCCCAAAAUAAUAUACCAGAACGUGUUGCUUAAUCCCAUCCGUGUUUUAAAGCCACUAUACAAACUGAUCUCUUGUAUUAACUCAACUGCGUAUUAUUGACUUCAUAUUUAUCAUGCAUACAGGAGUAGAAAUCUGUAUGUCUCUCCACGCAAUGUGAUGCUUUUAUAUUGUGCUUAUGGUACGAAUUUACAAAGACCGCAGAAUCUUAGUAAACAUGUUUAAUGAGCCGCUGCAUAUUGUCUUUUGGUGUCUGUUUUUGCCAUCAGCUAACAAAUGCUUUAUUCUGUUUUCAAUGUCUUGUAGGCCUUUUUGCGAAUGUGCAAUCUGCCAGUCCAGGUGGUUUGCAGGGCAAAUGCUGAAUAUAUGUCUCCAUCUGGUAAGCUCUAAUGUUCAUUUAGGUUGCUGUAAUUUUAAAUUGGGUUCUGGAUUCUAUAGCGACAUUACCUAAGCCUUCCAAUCAUAAAUAUUUCUUCAUUAAUUUCCAUACUUAAAGGACCACUAUAGUGCCAGGAAAACAUACCUGUUUUCCUAGCACUAUAGUGCCCUGAGGGUGCCCCCACCCUCAGGAUCCCACUCCCGUGGCACUGAAGGGUGAGGAAGGGGUUAAUCCCUUACCUUUUUUUCCAGCGACGGGCUCCCUCAGCGCUGGGACUCUCCUCCCUCUUCUGACGUCCCUGGAUGAAUGCGUAUGCGCAGCAAGAGCCGCGCGUGCAUUCAGCCAGUCUCAAAGGAAAGCAUUCUCAAUGCUUUCCUAUGGACGCUGGCGUCUUCUCACUGUGAAAAUCACAGUGAGAAGCGCGGAAGCGCCUCUAGCGGCUGUCAACGAGACAGCCACUAGAGGCUGGAUUAACCCAUUUGUAAACAUAGCAGUUUCUGUGAAACUGCUAUGUUUACAGCAAAAAGGGUUAAACCUAGCUGGACCUGGCACCCAGACCACUUCAUUAAGCUGAAGUGGUCUGGGUGCCUAUAGAGGUCCUUUAACAUUUCUUGCCUUUAAAAGUUUUAAAAUUAUAAAUGUAUGCAAGUUAUUUUUACAUACCUCAUUUGUUAUACCUGGGGUUACCAAAUCCACCAUGUUCCUCAGACACAUAUCAUGUAUACAUAUUGAUGGGAAGCACGUGAAAAGGGUUGCCCUGUAGUAUGUAGUGAUUCAUAAGAAAGUGUAUAACAUUAAGUAAUUAGGCAAUGAAGAAUUCUGCAGAAUAUGCAUUAUACAUACUACAGGGCAACCAUUUUCAUGCGUUUUCAUAAACAGGACACACUUAUAUGUCUUCUUGUAAACAUGGUAGAUCUGGUAACCCUACCUGUAUGGUAUUUAUCGUUUUUUUUACUCUUCUCGCUAUAAGAGUGUACACAAGUACUAGUAAGUAGGUCUUGUAAACUGGAACCUUGUGGUCACUUUAAUUUUACCUGAAUGGGUGAGAAAGUUACGGUCUCUAAUAAAUACUCCAAUUGAUUCAUGGGAAGGCUCCUCUGUUCAUUUUGUAUAAGUACUUGUUCAUUAUUUGUCUGUAUUCCAUUUCUUGUACAGGACUGUGCAUAAUGUUGGCACUAUAUAAAUACAAAGUAAUACUAAGAAUUGAGGUGAAUAAAAAAUAUUCCUGUUUGAUUAAAGGAUCACUCCAAUUACCAUAACUACUACAGAUAGCUGUAAUGAUUAUGGCGCUUGGGGUGCCCUGGCACCCCCUGUUGUAAGUAGUCAAACUGUUUUAGAACUGUCUGGCUUCUAACCUGUGGUCCAUUAAGCUCUGCUUCCCGUCUCCACUUCUGGCUCUCCAUCAUCCGUAGUGAAGGCAGAGAGCAGCGCCCGACAGUCCCAAGGUCUAAAAGGUUUGACUACUACAGUGAGGUGUAGUGUUUGUGGUGCUUGAAAUAUUAAUUUAAUGUUUUUGUUGUGAAAUAGGGAUCAGGGUUCAUAUCUGUCCAUUUUUACACAACACUCAUGUAAAGAUGUACCGAGGUUCAAAUGAAAUGCUCUGUCAAAUCCCAAUGUUUAAUACUGCUUAGUCUUACUACUAGCGUCUUGGUAUCAGAUUAGAAGUUGUGGUUUGAUCACACUGCAUAUCCGCAGAAAUAUCUGAAAAUAAUAACCACUCUACUGCUAUUGUAGGUGUCACAAUAAAGAGCAUAUUGAUCUUGGGGGGGAAAGGUGCUGAGCUGACUUUUCUCUAAGCAUCAAUUGAUAGAGAAGCUAAUGGAAAUCUUGAGCAAGAAAAGAGUGGAAGAGUUAUUAAGCCAAGUGCUUCAGAUCCAAUAUUGAAAAAUAGUUAGUGCUGCUGGGAGACAUUGGCCUUUGUGCCAAUACUGUGGAAGAGAAACAGAUUAAUAAAGCACAGACUAAUGGUCAUUACAGUGUCUAUCCAUUUAUUCAAGGUACAUAGGCAGCUAGCGCUUGGUUGUUUUUGGUGUAUUUAUUUAUUUACUCUAUUUAAUUCUAGUUUAACAGUUCAAGGGAACCCUGUUAUCUAUAGCAAAAUUAACCUUUUAAAUCUGUGGAAAUUAAACCGUUAAAUAAAACAUUGAAAAUGAUCUAGAACUAAGUUAACUCUCUCCCCCCCUCACCCUCCCCGUAAGAUGGUAACGCUGCACAGAGUUUAACCGCUUUCCUACCGGAGAUGUAGCUCCAGCAGCGUCCUAAGCCAGCCCAGAAUAAGAGAAUAAGAGUUCUGAGCUGGUUAAUGUCAAUUAUGUACAUAUAUCUGUGCUCCGAAACUCAUGCAUAGGCUAAGAGCUCUCCGCUGACACUCUCAGUCAUUGAAUGAACGGCAAAAUCGUAAUUCUGCUUCUGCAGCAUUGCAUAACCAUUUACCGGUAUGUUGUGAUAUUUCAUUUAACAAGAUAUAUCUAAUUUAUCUUGGAUAUACAUUUAUAUCAAUUGUAUAUAUGUGUGUAUAUAUUUAUACAAAAAAAAUAUACACACACAUACACACAAAAUGGCUUAGAAAUGUAAUUUGUCUUUUGUGUCAACCCAUUGUACAAUACCGCAGAAUUUGUUGGCACUUAAUUAAAUAAUAAUUAUAUAUAUAUAUACCCCCAUCCUACUCGCUUAAUUGCCAGGGCAUCUUGAAUACAUUUUACAUUUCCCAGUGCUACUACUAUAACUCAAAUGGAUUUAAAAGCAUGUAAUCCUUUUGGUUGUAGACAUAUCAGUGGAUUGCAUGUGCCUUUAUUGAUUAAAGGGUCACUAUAGUCACCUAGCCAACUUCAUCUCAAUGAAGUGGUUUGGGUGCACUGACCUUUGGAUGUUCACAGUGCCCACCACACAUGAGUAUCAGCAGGUACACACUAUAGUGUUAAAAAUACACUUUUGAAUUCCUAAAGCUAUAGUGUUCUUUUAAAUAUAAAUGUGUGGGAGCUCUUCUAGUAAGGUCAGCAGACAAAGGAUUCCAGUAUCAUUGCACUUUGAAUUUCUUUAGUUAUGAAAUAAGAUAAGCCAACAAAACAAAUGACAAACCAACAAACAUAAUUCAUACAUGAUGCCAAAUGUUAGUGCCCUUAAGGCUAGAAAUGUAUCUAGUGUUUGCAUAGAUGCCGGUAGCACAAUCUGCUAUGCUCGCCGUGGGUGAUGCUGUAUUCUCUGUUUGUUCUGCUAUUUGACUGCUUGCGAUCUCUUUGAUGAGCACUGAAUGCUGAAAGAUUGGAGAUUCUAUUAAAAUUCUCUGAUUACUUAGGUGCUAUUCGUAAACUUUUGAGCCAGUAUUCUGGUUAGAGAUACAUGGAUAUAACUAUGUUACACCAUGUACUUUAGAUUACAAAGACCUGCUCAAUGUAACUUAGCCACAAAACUAUUAAUGCAUAUGCACAGUACAUAUUUCUGUACAUGUUAAAGGGACAGUCUAAGCACCAAAACACCUUUUAACUUAAUGAAGUAGUUUUGGUGUGUAGACCACAACCCAUGCAGUGUCACUUCUCAAUUCUUUGCCAUUUAGGAAUUAAAUCACUUUUUUUGCAGCCACAUCUCCUCUGAGUGAUACUCACACAGCCUCCCUUCACAAAAAAAAAAAUGAUCUAACUUCUUGAUGGCAGAGAUUUUACCAGGAAGACUGCAGGGGCGUGAUCUGUACACCAAAACUUGUAUUAUUAUCAUUAUUAUAAAGUGCCAACAUAUUCUGCUGCGCCGUACAAUUGAGGAAAAAGACAGAUAUACACAGACCAAUACAAAAUGUAAUGAAAGGCCGGCUUGUGAGCUGUGAUCCAGCUUACUUUUAUUUAGCUAACGUUGUUUUGAUGCUUAUAGUAUUCCUUUAAGAACCUUAAGGUCAUAUGAAUGAAACUGAUCGUUAAAAAUUAAAUUUGAGUAGUAAAAUUGACACAAUCCUGCAAUAUACUUUAAACUGAUAUAAGUCUAGUCUGUAGGUAAGUGUAUUUUCAGUUGGAAUUUUGAAUGGUGUAUGAUGUGACUACUGCAAAACUUUUUUGGUAUGAAGGAGCCUACAUCUUGUUAAACAAAGCAUGGCUAGGUUAAUCCCAGUAAAUGGGAGUAAUACAGACACUCCUCACUUAACAACCGGGUUCCGUUCUUACGACCUGGUCAUAAAACAAAUUGGUCGAUAAGUGAGGAUGCGCUAGUGGUGAAUCUCCCAGAACAUACACCAGUUCACUAGUGCAGGAAAUCGCUGAAAUCUAUGUUCGGGAAAACGUCCACGAACCUAGAUUAGCUCAAUAACGCAGGGAAUCACUGAAAUCUAUGUUCGGGAAAACUUCCCCGAUCAUAGAUUAGCUCAAUAGCACAGGGAAUCGCUGAAAUCUAUGUUCGGAGAAAAUUCCCCAACAUAGAUCAACUCUCUAAAGUGGGGAAUCCCUUGAAUCCCCACGCUAGAGAGCUGGUUAUAAGUGCGAGCCGUCGUAAAACAGGUAGGUGGUAAAGUGAGGACCACCUGUACUUCAUAAAAAAAUUAUCGCUAGCAACUAAUCAUUUUUAAGGGUUGAUAUAACUAUAAUCACGUUUACUCCUCAGAAGGUUUCUCUAGCGUGUGUGACAAAUGUGUAUUUGACCAUGAAAUAAAUUUACUAGAUUUUCAAGAAGUUAGCAAAACUUGUCUCGUACUAUUAGAUACAUCUCUAAACCAUUUUUUUCCAGAAUGCCCAUUUUUGUUUUUCUAUAUGGUCAUUUAGCCCAAAUCUUACCUAAUGUGCUUUCAAACAAAAUCUACCAUAUACCACACCAUUUUUAUCACUUUGUAAUUCACAGCGUGCAUAUACCAAUUUUAUUCUUUAAUAUGGAACAUGUUUAUUCUUCCAUAACAAAACAAGCAAUUCUCUGCCGCAACGUGAAUUAAAAAUGGUGCGAAAAAGAAAUACCCGUGUGGGGAGAAGAAUAACACGAAUAAAGAAGCUUCCUCCCCCACCUGUCUUUGACAAACAUACCCUUUUGACUCUACUAUGGAAUUUGCUCUUAGAAUGUUAUUUCCAUUGAACCUCCUCUUUGCUGAAGAUGAAGUCAGUCUAGCUUUAACUAGUUGAACUAUGUUCACUAUUUGCCCAUUUGAACUUUUUUUUUUUUUUUUUAAUUCUUUAUUUUUGUUGUGCAUGGGUUUACAGCAGUGCUUGUAUAGCCACAACAGCUUCCACAAGCGCAUUAUUAUUUGAACAUAGGUAAGUUAUGCGUUAAAACUUGCACAUUUUUACAUUUAAUGAGUUGUAUGAACAAGCUAAGUUAAGUAAUCUCCUAUAUGAGAUUUGCAUCUCAUAGAUAGAUUGUAUGUGUUAGACAAGUAUGCCUAGUUUGAUUGGGUGUAGGUUAGCGUUUUGUCUGAGAUGGUCUAGGCGCAUGAGGAGGAGAUUUUGCUUUUCAUCAUCUUAAGUUAGGUCAGGCUGAAGAAGCCCUGUGUAGGUGCCAUAUAGUGAUCCCUUGGGGGGGGGGGAUUGUCACUUAAGGGUUCGGGAGUAUUGUGUAUGUUGCUUCUCUGUGGGUAGGUCACGUUUUGCAUCUGACUGAGUAGGCUCUAUACUGAGCUGGUUGCCAGGGUGUGUGGUAUCAGGGCUGCCUAGUGAGCAUCAGGUGAGUUGGUAGGUCUCGUGCCUGAGGGUUAGUGUAUAACUAGUGUAGGGAAGAGAGUGAGGGUGUGGGUAUAUACGCUCCAUUGUGUAGUUCGCCCACUCCUGAGGGGGGUAUUUGUUGGGGAUUAUGGGGGGUAAUCGCCAUCUCGGUCGUGUAAUUGUCAACCCAAAUUCGGGUUUUCAUGACUAGCCGUCGUGUAGUUUAAAAACAUAAACUGAAGCAUUAAUGCUAAACGUUGAACACAUUUUAAACAGUACGGCUUUGUUGGGGUGUUCGGCUGUCUUGUCGAGUUGCGUUUAAGUAUUUAGUGUUCAGUCCUGCUAAGGCUCCAUUUCCCCUGAUGUGGCGGCUCUCGGUGUGAAUAUGGCCGUGUUCACUGGGUCCCAGGCUUUGGAUGGUUUGUCUUGUGUUCUUACGGUCUGGCCUGCUAUGCCUAGUGAUGCAAGGAAAGAGGGUAUAUCUGCCCCUGCUUCUAGUGUGUGGACAGUCCCGUUAUGCGUAGCAUAUAGCGUUCCAGGGGGGCCCCAUCUGUAUGUCACCCCAGCUGUUCUGAGUUGGGAAGUGAUCGGUGCCAAUGAUUUGCGCCAUUGCAGUGUGGCUCAUGUGAGGUCCUGGUAGAAGGUUAGAGAGGCGCCUUCAAAGGACAGCGGUGUUUUACCCUUCAGGGCUAGCAUAAUCUGGGCCUUAUCCUGAGAGGUGGCGCAGCGGAGUAUGACGUCUUGCAUUUGGCCUGGUUUUGCCGUGGGUGAGCCUGGUAGUCGAAAUGUUCCUUCAAUGGUUAAUUUCCUGGUCACUGGGUGAGGUAAGAUGGUCGCCAUCAAUCGCCUGGCAUAGUGUGGUAGUUCAUCUGCGCUAAUGUUAGCAGGGACUCCCCUUAUCUUAACAUGGUUGCGGCGUAGUCUGUCUUCAAAGGCCGUCAGCCUGAGCGACAAGGCUGAUUGGUGCACUUGGAGCUGAGUAACUGUGUCUUUAAUUGUGGUCAAGUCAGAGUUAAUGCUGCCGAUGUUUGUUUCAGCUUGUUACUCGGCCUGUGACUGCCUGUAUGUCUGCUUUUAUUUGCUGGAGGUCUGCAGCCCAGACCUUGUGUAUGUCUGCCAGCAGUGCCUUUAAAUCAGCUUUGGUAGUGGGAGCUGUGCCAUCAUAGGGCUCUUGGGAUGGGGCCUGAUCUGUCUGCAGGGCUUGUGUGAUCCCUACCUCAUCACUCUGCCUCGUGGCUUCAAUGUGUGUAGGCUGCAGUACCUCUGUGGAGGGUGUUUUGCCCGGCGCCGGUCGUUGCAGCAUGGUGCCAAUAUCCCUGCACUCUGCCGCUGUGUGUGGUUUUUGGGACCGACGUCCCAUUGCUGGCAUUUGAUGUGGGGAUGAGGUGUCUGGGAGUUGCAGGCUGUGUCCCACUCUGCCGGUUGCGAGUAGGUCGUCCUGGCUGUAGGCUGGCGUUGCGCAGUAGGCCCCAGACCUGCGUUUUAUUUUUGCCUGUCUGGGCGGCUGGAAGAACGGCAUCGACGGAUGCAGGAACUCUCGGUGAGGUAGGUCGGCCGGGUUGCGUCGCCUUAUGGGGUAGGAUGCCCGCGAUUUUCGGUGGGUUUUAGGCGAAUUGCGGGGAGCUGGCUGAGAUGGCGUCUACCCUCGUUGGCCGCAAGCUCCGCCCCCUGCCCAUUUGAACUUUAAGAGGUAGUUGAUAGUUUGUUCAGCAACAUGCAGAAUGUAUCCAAGCAUCUACAGGUUUUCAGGUCAUGGUAAAAAAAAUACCCUUUAAAGUGAAAGUGUAUCCAUAUAUGAGAAGUGAUGUUAAAGUUCUUUAAAUUGUUAUCUAAAAUAGCACUUCUCCCAGUGCUGUAAAACUUCAUGUUAGGAAUUGAAUAUGUGUUCCAUCCAUCGUUUUGUUCUAAACGUCCAGUUGAUGACUCUAUGGCUAACAGGUAUAAAGUUCAAUUCGGGAAAGUUAGGUAAUUGCUUUUGUUUGGCAUACCACUUUUCAUUGCAAUGUUUGUGACCUUUCACAAGUCACGUAGAGAUUAAAUAAUAUAUUGAGCCAUAAUGCAUUUUAAUAAUUAUUAUAUUAAAAUGCAAUGUUUAGUUUAACAUUUAUGCUCUGCUUAAACUAAUAGAAUUUCCUGUUCUACCGUAGUCUGGAGGUGCAACAAUUACACUCACAUGAAGCUAUAAUAUUGAUAGUGAACACGUUUAGAUAAAAUCUCCAGCUAUGCAUUUUUCUACAUUUCCAUCUGCAGUCUUAAUUUGGGAGAAGAAUGUUUUUUACUUCCUUAAAUCAGGGAUUGGUGUUGGGGUUGAGGUAUGUAAUUGGGCUCCUGUGAUAUCAGCAUACCGCUUAACACCCAUAUGCAAAUACAUUGAAACUGCUUCAAACUAGUAUUAUUUUCACUUUUGUAUUUUUAUUAUUACUACAAUAAAUCUAUAAAAUAAAUUAAAAGACCACUAUAGGCACCCAGACCACUUCAGCUUAAUGAAGUGGUCUGGGUGCCAGGUCCAGCUAGGAUUAACCCUUUUUGCAGUAAACAUAGCAGUUUCAGAGAAACUGCUAUGUUUAUCUAUGGGUUAAUCCAGCCUCUAGUGGCUAUUUCAUUGACAGACGUUAGAGGCGCUUCCGCGCUUCUCAUUGUGAUUUUCACAGUGAGAAGACGCCAGCGUCAAUGCUUUCCUAUGGUCUGGCUGAAUGCGCGCGCGGCUCUUGCCACCCAUGCACAUUCAGCCAGGGACGUCAGAAGAGGGAGGAGAGUCCCAGCACUGGAAAAAAGGUAAGGGAUUAACCCCUUCCUCCCCCUUCAGCGCCAUGGGAGGGGGACCCUGAGGGUGGGUGUACCCUCGGGGCACUAUAGUGUCAGGAAAACGAGUGUGUUUUUCUGGCACUAUAGUGGUCCUUUAAGAACACUCAAAUUCCCACAGUGGCAUGCAGGAUAAUAAUCUGUUCAAAUGUAGAAAUAGUUACUGUUGGAAUCCCCUAUUCCCAGCAGCCUUUUUCACAGUUGUUUCUGAAUGUUUACACAUAAUGCAGGUACAAAAUGGCUGCCUCCAAACCUGAACAUUUCUUAACUUUUUCUAAUGCAUUUUCUAAUGCAAGAUUACAUGGGGUACAGGCAGGUUCUUGUACUGUAACCAAGUUCCCAUUAUUUUUGCUUAGUCCGUUUCUACAAAUAAAUUACAUUUUGUGGGCUUAGAAGACAGUUUACAGUUCAGCAUGUACUGGAUUCUGUAUGUUCUAAUAAAGGGACACUAUAGUCACCUGAACAACUUUAGCUUAAUGAGGCAGUUUUGGUGUAUAGAACAUGCCCCUGCAGCCUCACUGCUCAAUCCUCUGCCAUUUAGGAGUUAAAUCCCUUUGUUUAUGAACCCUAGUCACACCUCCCUACAUGUGACUUGUACAGCCUUCCAUAAACACAUCCUGUAAAGAGAGCCCUAUUUAGGCUUUCUUUAUUGCAGGUUCUGUUUAAUUAAGAUUUUCUUAACCCCUGCUAUGUUAAUAGCUUGCUAGACCCUGCAAGAGCCUCCUGUAUGUGAUUAAAGUUCAAUUUAGAAAUUGAGAUACAAUUAUGUAAGGUAAAUUACAUCUGUUUGAAAGUGAAACCAGUUUUUUUUUCCAUGCAGGCUCUGUCAAUCAUAGCCAGGGGAGGUGUGGCUAGGGCUGCAUAAACAGAAACAAAGUGAUUUAACUCCUAAAUGACAGUGAAUUGAGCAGUGAAAUUGCAGGGGAAUGAUCUAUACACUAAAACUGCUUUAUUUAGCUAAAGUAAUUUAGGUGACUAUAGUGUUCCUUUAAUUGAUCACAGCAAGUUUUUUUUUAUAAUGUUGGUAUGUUUAGGUGAGUGCAGUCCUCUUGCUCCAUUUAUCUUGUAUAAUGACAUUCUUGUAGUUUGAUUUAAUAAAGAUAAUACUCAUCAGUCUGUUUGCUGCAUGAAAAACAUUUCAGAAUGCAGGUCCACUUCUAUGGUAUAAACAGAAGUAACUUAAGUGAAAGUAGAAAAAAAAAUCAUAUAUACUGUACAAAUGGAAUUGCUAGCAAAUGUACAGAUUUUUAAAUAAAUCUUUGGUAAAAAUGUGGCCCCUUCCACAACUGUCAAUCAGUUGUUAACAUAGACCUCUGAGUGACUGGGGAGAGCAGGAGAACCCUCCUGCAGUCAGUUUUACUGCCUUUAGUCAUAAUUCUAUUUCCUGUGAGAUGUGCUUACUUGGGGGAUAUAAAAAUGGAGUGAUACAUGUCACCCAGUUCUGAUACCUUAAUAAAGCUAGCAUGUCAGGAUAAUGGAGAAAGAUUGUCCUGCUUAGGCGGUAAAGGAAAGCUGGAGAGGUGGUACGUAUUGCCUAAACAGCUCAUAAAACAAUUUUGUAUGUCAUUUAGGGGCUGUUAUAAGUUAAGAAACUAUGUCUUGAAAGAUUCAAUGUAAUCUGCAUUGUGAGUACCGAAUAAAAAAAUUAACCAGAUUAGACCACUUGUACUUAAUGGGUUUGCUUGGUACAACCCUGGAUACAUGAAUUAAAACAUGACUUUGUUUAAGACUGAUGUACAGUAUUGCAGUUUUGAAUCCUUGUAUAGUGAUUGUCUCUGUCUGUUGUGCCUUAAGGGAUGGACAGGUGAGUACAAACCAAUUACUAGAGUUCAUUCCCUCCUAUGGUGUGAAUUUACCGGAAGAUGAUUCAUUCACUGAGCAUGUAGUAUCCCUCGUUCUAUGUGAAACAUCAUGGUUUGGUGAAGCAAAUCAUGAUUUAAUUCACAGAUCCUGCAGAUAAUAGGUUUUGACCAACUGCCCCUUUAACCCCUUAAGGACACAUGACAUGUGUCACAUGUCAUGAUUCCCUUUUAUUCCAGAAGUUUGGUCCUUAAGGGGUUAAAUGGAGAUUGCAAAAUUUCACAACUGUUAGCUCUUACUCUAUAUUCAAACUAUAUACACACUAAAAAAAAAAAAAGUAUACUAUUUAUUUAUUUAUUUCUUUGUAAGUGCAAUGAGAACAAUACUUGACAGGUUGAGACAUGUCAUCACAAACAUACAUGGUACAGCAAAAUAAAUAUACAGUACAUGUCAAGAAUAGUGAACACUUUUUAAAACUUUUUGUAAUGUUCAUCCUGCUAGUGAAUAAUAGAAUAUAAAAAAAAUAAAAUAAGCCAGUGUUCUUGUAAGAACCAAUGUGUGACAAUAGCACGUAAAUAAAACUGUGCGAGCAGCUCAAAAACUCACAUGAAGGGAUACCUUCUUUCCCUCACCCUCACACAAAAAACUAUAAUAAUGUAUAUAUAAUCAAUCUCUUAUAUAACAAAGUGUGGAGCGAUCCACCAAAAACAAUACUAUGCAUAUGAGUGAUAUAGGGGAAUAUGCUUACCCCUUCCUUAUGUAGAGAUAAAUACAAAUCUCAAAACAGGUAGAAUGGGCGAUUUAGUACUCUCAAGUAACCCAGAGCCUUAGGUCCAUGGCUCUGAGGAUAAAUAGUCUGGUGUCUGUUGUAAGGUGACAUUAUCCACUGUGCAAGCUGAAACUGGAUAAAAAUUGUAGGACUAUAUAAAGUGAUAAAGCAGUUUUUAUUAAAAUAUUAAAAACAAUCAAAAUAAUGAAAUGCUAAAAACAACAAUAAUAUAACAAUAUAUUGCACUUAACAGAAAUAUAGUCCUGCUGAGAAGCGUUUCGCCUAAAAGGCUUUCUCAAUUAAUGUUAUGUUAGAUGCUAAACUGUCUUCUGUCCUAGUCCCACCCCUUGUCUUCCCUUUCAAAAAGUAUGUACUUGAUAAAACCAUUUUGCUGAAUGCUUUACAUCUGUUGGAAAUCAAUGACAAGCAGCAAAUGUUUGUCAUUCAUGGGUAACUUCAUUUCAUUGUACAAAUAAUUCAGAAGGGACAUGAUAGCCAGACAGAGGGUUUGUUCCCUCGCAAAGGCUUCUAAAAAGCUGCUGCAUUGGAUUAUAGUACAGCGCUACGGAAUUUGCUGGCGCUAUAUCAAUAAUAAAAUAAUAUAUGUGAACGGUGGUGCACACUUACCAUUGAGAAAGUAUUGGGCACAUAUGUAUGUAUUUGUCACAUAUAUGUCAACUUGCUUAUGUAUUUCAUUGAAAGCAAAAUGUAACCAGGGUUAGAAAAGAUCUUAGUCAUUGAGUACCAUUAGCAGACAUUCCUGGAAGAGAAUUGGAUUGCUGUGAAAGUGGGCCAUUCUGAGAUCUAUAUCUAUAAUUCCUUUAGAUGCAUUUUCAUGUUUUCGUAUGCAUAUCUGUAUAAUGUUUACAAAUGGGUGCUAUGUCCACCCUGGAGUGUACCUUUAAUAUGCUUACAUUAUUCUUUUCUACCAGAGGUUUAAAAAAAUAAUAAAAAAAAAUAAUAAUAUUGCAAUUUCAAGUGAAAACAUUUAUCAAACUUAACUAUGAUCAUAACUCUUUUUUUCUUUUCCAGAUGAUAUAGUUAAUUACCAAUGCAUACCUUACGACUGGUUGCUCAAUUUCUGUACACAAUGCUUCACAUAUAAUAAACAUUUAUAUAUAUAUAUAUAUAUAUAUAUAUAUAUAUAUAUAUAUAUCAUUUUUUUUUUUUUUAAAGAACAAAUGUUUUGAAACAAAGCUGUAUUUAAUAUUAUUGGUUUACAGAACUAUUUGAAAAGAAACAAAAAACUAAAUAUGUUGUACCCUUUUAUCCCCCAUCCAUUUAUCCAUCCAUCCAAACACUUUGAUGACUGAAAUCAUCUAAAAAGCUAAUUGAUUAAAGGACCAAUAUAGGCACCCAUACCACUUCAUACACAUAUAGAUUCACAUACAUAUAUGUUUGUGUUCAGUGAAGUCUCCCGAGUACAACAGUACCCCCUCAUGUACAGGUUUUAUGGUGUUUUCAAAAGUUACAGCGUCAAAUAUAAGGCGUGCAUUUCAUUUUUUUCACAUUAAAAUUCGCCAGAUUGGUUACGGUGCCUUUGAGACCCUAUGGUAGCCCAAGAAUGAAAAUUACCCCUAUGAUGGCAUACCAUUUGCAAUAGUAGACAACCCAAGGUAUUGCAAACGGGGUAUAUCCAGUCUUUUUUAGUAGCCACUUAGUCACAAACACUGGCCAAAACUGGCAUAUUUUGCAUUUUUCACACAAACAAAUACUAACGCUAACUUUGGCCAGUGUUUGUGACCAAAUGGCUACUAAAAAAGAAUGGACAUACCCAUUAUGGGUGUAAAUUUCAUUCCUGGGCUACUAUAAAGUCCCAAAGGCAACGUUACCAAUCUGGCGAAUUUCAAUUUCAAAUGUAACGUGCUAUAUUUGACCCUGUAACUUCCCAAAACGCUAUAAAACCUGUACAUAGGGGAUACUGUUUUACACGUGAGACUUUGCUGAAUCCAAAUAUGUGUAUUUUAUUGCAGUAAAUGCAGACAGUAUUAUGACAUUGACAGUUAAAAUGUCAUGUAGAACUAAAAAAAUAAAAAAAAUCUUAUUUUCUCCAAUUUAUUUCAUAUUAAAUUAUGUUUCAUAGCUAAAUAUUUGAUAUUAAAUGAAAGCCCUGUUUCCCCUUUUGUAAAACAGAACAAUUUUAAGUGGUUUUCAUUAAAGGACCAUUCUAGGCACCCAGACCACUUCAGCUUAAUGAAGUGGUCUGGGUGCCAGGUCCAGCUAGGUUUAACCCAUUUUUUCAUAAACAUAACAGUUUCAGAGAAACUGCUAUGUUUAUGAAUGGGUUAAGCCUUCCCCUAUUUCCUCUAGUGGCUGUCUCAUUGACAGCCACUAGAGGCGCUUGCGUGCUUUUCACUGUGAUUUUCACAGUGAGAGCACGCCAGCGUCCAUAGGAAAGCAUUAUGAAUGCUUUCCUAUGUGACCGGCUGAAUGCGCGCGCAGCUCUUGCCGCGCGUGCGCAUUCAGCCCAGGAGAAGGAUCGGAGGAGGAGAGCUCCCCGCCCAGCGCUGGAAAAAGGUAAGUUUUAACCCCUUUCCCCCUUCCAGAGCCGGGCGGGAGGGGGUCCCUGAGGGUGGGGGCACCCUCAGGGCACUAUAGUGCCAGGAAAACGAGUGUUUUCCUGGCACUAUAGUGGUACUUUAAUUAAAGGGACACUAUAGUCACCUGAUCAACUUUAGCUUAAUGAAGCAGUUUUGGUGUAUAAAACAUGCCCCUGCAGCCUCACUGCUCAAUCCUCUGCCAUUUAGGAGUUAAAUCCCUUUGUUUAUGAACUCUAGUCACACCUCCCUGCAUGUGACUUGCACAGCCUUCCAUAAACACUUCCUGUAAAGAGAGCCCUUUUUAGGCUUUCUUUAUGGCAAGUUCUGUUUAAUUAAGAUUUUCUUAUCCUCUGCUAUGUGAAUAGCUUGCUAGACCAUGCAAGAGCCUCCUGUAUGUGAUUAAAGUUCAAUUUAGAGAUUGAGAUACAAUUAUUUAAGGUAAAUUACAUCUGUUUGAAAGUGAAACCAGUUUUUUUUUUCAUGCAGGCUCUGUCCAUCAUAGCCAGGGGAGGUGUGGCUAGGGCUGCAUAAACAGAAACAAAGUGAUUUAACUCCUAAAUGACAGUGAAUUGAGCAGGGGAAUUGCAGGGGAAUGAUCUAUACACUAAAACUGCUCUAUUUAACUAACGUAAUUUAGGUGACUAUAGUGUUCCUUUAACCAAUGGCUACAUAAUAAUUUUAAUGCCUGAAACUUAGUAAACACAUCAUUUGUUGAUAUGGUAAUUAUUUUGACUUCGAAAUGAAUUUAAAUUUUAGGCCAAAAUGUGAAGAUGUAAACAAUUCACUAAAUUUCCAGCUGUGGCCUACAUUUUUAAAUUCACUUUAAAUUGCCAUCAUUUUAUACUUUUGUAUAAAUGUUUUUAUACAAAAGUAUAAAUGUUGGUCUAAUGUUUUUAUUAUGUUCUUUUAUUAGAACUUUUGGUAUUCUAUAGAAAUAAAAUAUGCUUUUUCAUUUACUAUUCUAUUUCUAUAUAUUCAUUAGCUUGAUCAUUGAGAGGCCAUCAAAUACCUGAAAUUCACAGUAUUUCUGGUUAUAGUCGAUAGAAUUGUGUCCAUGUACUGGCUUCUUAAAUCGUCAAGCUGACUCCUCAAAUUAUUAAUCUUGAUUCUAAAUACCACACACAUUUGUCAGCCUUGUUUUACUGCAUUAAUACGCAACCUAUGUCUUUCCCCCUGAGAUGAAGAAUCGUAGGGAGGUCUUAAAUACUGAGUAUGGAUGCCAGAAUCUGAAAAGAUCUCUCCAGUCCAGAACAUGCUCAUACAGUCUGAAUGAGAGCUUUGACUCCUUGCAAUUUCUAUUGUGAUACACAUUAGAGGAUGCAUGCAGAUGAGGCCUUUGUUGGUGCAAUGCACCUCAUCCAUUACCCUUAGGCUGACUGUGAGCAAGAGAAGAGGGAAUCUAUUGAAAGGCACCAUGACAGAGCCUGCUGUUCUCCUGAACUUUGUGUGAACCAGGUCUAACAGCAGGUUUCCUGCAUGUGCUAGAGGGACAGCAUUUGGUGACGAAGCUUCAAAUUGUUCUUUAAAUUCUAUGUGAUUCCCACAAGGAAUUACCUGUAAUUUCAUAUAAUAAACACAUUUGUCUGUUUGCUGUCAGAUGCAUUAUUUAGUUUUCUUGCUAAGAUGACAUUUUAUUAUUCCAACUAUUUGUAUUCGUUUUUUAGGAGGGUUUAAAAUAUAUAUAUAUAUAUAUAUAUAUAUAUAUAUAUAUAUAUAUAUAUAUCUUUUUUUUUUUUUUUGUGUGUGUGUGUGUAGCAAGAUAACAAGUUUCCCAUGCUAAGCACCAUAAUCACCACAGCUUGCGGACCCCUGUCACCAUCCAAGGUUAAUCUGUCAAACCGUUUAUGAACAGUUUCACACUUAUCUUGCUGUGUCAAGUGCCCGCAGUCCUCCCAAGCUGAGUUAAUCUGAUAAAGCGGAAGUUUAUAUUUCUGAGUUAUUACAUAAUUUAGGUUUAAGUAGCACUCAUUGGCUGAGAGCAGUCAGCUGACAUGCUCACACAAUGAAUGCUGUUUAAACCUGGUAUGAGUUGGUAUGCUAAUUGUGAAGUACAAACUUAAUUUAUCAGAACAACUUUGCUGGGAAGGGGCACGGGCUCCCACACAGCAAAUUAAGUAUGGCAAUGUUUGUAAAUGGUUUGAAGAAGUACUGCCAGAUGGGGCCUGGGAACUCCAGGCACCAUAACAACUACAGAUCUCUGUAUUGGUUAUGGUGCUUAAAGUGUCCCUUCCAUUAAAUAAUGGCAGUUAGAUGUGGUAGAAACAGUAGUGGCAAAUACAAUGACAAAUCCAAGCAUUCAUAUAAACUAUAUAAAGUAUGAUAAAGAAAAACAGGUAUCUUCAUGUAUAGAAACUAGACGACUGUAUGCUCAGUUUGGAUGAUUUUGCAAUUAUUAUAAUUUAUUUAUUGGACUUCUUUCCAGAUUGUGUACACUAUAUACACACAAUAUUAAUACUAACUCUGAAUGCAGUGCUUGACUCACAGAUUGUGACAGUCCUGUCAGUAAAGUGUCAUUAAAGUGUGUAUCUGCUCAUAUGUAUAUAUGUGUGUAUGUGUAUAUAUCUCAAAAUAACAAAUUAAUUGGCGUUUCAAUGCCCUCUCUCUGCUUUAAUACGUUGGUUAUUAAUGUGGUAUGUUUGUUCCCCAGGAAAAGUUCCAUUUAUUCAUGUUGGAAACCAAGUUGUAUCUGAACUGGGUCCCAUAGUUCAGUUUGUAAAAGCCAAGGUAAGUUAGGUAAUUCGGGAUGUACACUAUACCCUAAUAUUCGGAACAGUUCAACCAUUGUUAAGUUCCUGCAGUCUAUGCUGCUACAGUGGGAAAAUUGUGCCAUUUUUGCUCCAUUGGGCAAAAUAAUUCACUAUAGUAAAGGGAUGCUCCCACCUGGAGAUUAAUGCCUUUUAUAUCAUACAUAAUGAAGUGGCUAUCCUCUCAGCCAAUCCUGGUCCUCCUGAUUAUUUUAAUGGAAACAUUGUAUGCACUGCAUAGCAGAGAUGUAUUAUAAUAAUGGUAAUAUGAUGUGCAUACAGCAGCUUGUGGAUUUACCUGUCCAGCUAUUAAUACUUUAGCACUCUUUUGAUUUUUUGUUUUGUUUACUGGAAUCAUGGGGAAUGCAUUUGUACAACAUCUGAAGGUAUAUUUCACUUUAACAGAAUAGUGAGCUUCAUGAUAACAAUUCGAAUAAAUGUAUCAUGAAAAGCAUAGCAAUGUACCCCAUGUUGUAAUCCAGCAUUUAGCUUCUAACCCAUGUGGACACAAUGGAUACAUUAUACUGUAACUCCAAUUGUUUUCUGUUUGAGAAUGAUGCAAAUUAUAGCCUAGAACAGGCAUAGGCAAUCUUUGGCACCCCAGAUGUUUUGUACUACACCUCCACAUAUUGCUUUGCCAGCAUUAUGGGUGUAAGGGCAUUAUGGGGGUGUAGUCCACAACUACUGGAGUACUGAAGGUUGCAUACCCCUGGCCUACAACAUCCUCUGUGCAGAUCCCUCUAAUGCUGCUUCUCCUUCAAAAUGGCCCUAUUAUAAGCCAUACUGUUAUAAACCAUACUGUAACAAUGCUACAGUCUUGUGAAACAACUUUAAAGUUACACUAUAGCAUCAUGAAUACAAACAUGACAACAGACUAUAUGUCACCCCUGCAAGGAUUAAAAUAAUAAAUGUACUUGCCUUAUAUCUUGCGGCACACUGGUCUUGCUGCAGUUUGUGCUCCCCCUUGGCUGAGAUCAUCAAUCUUCAUUAUCUCAGCCAAUCCAAUGCUUCCUCAUAGCUAAUGCGCAUGUGCGAGAAAUCACAGCGCUACACCAAUUAAAUGUUCUCUAGGAGCAGCACUUGAUAGAGAACCGAGUUUGACUUUGAUCUCAACGUGGAAGUGCCUCUAAUGGAUAUCAGGAAGACAGCCACUAGUGGUGUGUUAACGCUGCAGUCAUAACAUUGGCGUAGCUACUAAACGGCAGUGUUUUUGAUGCAGGUUUAAAACUAAAGCGCCACUGCACCCAGACUACUUCAUUGAGCUGAAGUAUCCUGGGUGUCUUUAGUGGUCCUUUAAAACAUAUUUUUUUUUUUUUUUAUAAAGUUGUUUUGAUGGAUAUGCAUGGUAGGAGAACUUGUCACUUGAGACCUCAGGAUGAAAUAAUUAAAUAAUAAUCCUCUUGUCAUAGUCAUGUUUCACACUUGUGUUCUGUAUUUUCCAAUAGGGUAAUUCACUCAGCGAUGGUUUGGAUGAGGUUCAAAAAGCAGAAAUGAAGGCCUAUAUGGAACUGGUCAAUAAUAUGCUUUUGACUGCAGAGGUACAGUAUGUUAUAGUAAAGCAUGGGGCAGUUCAUGUUCAUUCAUAAAACAAUAAAUGUAAAAGGCAAUAUUUUUGGUCUAAGUCUUCUUGGUAUUCUCUUUUCUGCUGGAAGACUUUUUACGUCUCUCCCCUGGGAUUUGCGUAGACAGGGAUUUUCCAUCCUAAGGGAGCAGUGCUCCUGCUUCAGGCACAGACUUCUUUCUCUCUAUACUGUACUCCUUUAAUGUCCUUGUGUAGCUAUGUGAAACAUUGUGCCAGAAUAUAGGUUCUGCUUCAUUAAGUCACAAAAGGAAUGUAAAGGAACGCACUGUAGGCAUGUGCCAGCAGUAGUGCAGUAACUACUUGCUCACUAGAUCACUUGGGAAGAUAGACAAAGGUUAAGAGCAAAGCGUUGUAUAACCUCUUGUCAUGUGGAACCAAACCUCUCUUUGUUUACUUGAGUUCCGCCAUUGGAAAAUGUGUUCGAAAAUGUAUUUUUUGCCUACUUUAUAGGUGUUCCAGUGAGGUUUGUUAAAAUGCUGCAUUGUCAUUGAACGAUGCAAAAUCCAACUUAUCACAGUGUGGUGAAUGGUCAGAGGAUGUAGGGGUAUAUAAAUGGCUUCUUUUUCUGGAUAGGCACCGUACUGAUGUAAUCACUGGACAGAAUGGAUCUUUGUGUGCAGCCAUUAUUUUCCCUCGGUAAAUCAUUACUGCAGGCUUGGUUUGAUCCAUUCUUUUUAAUGUGUUGAUGAUUCAGUAAAAUAUAUACAAGUAAGUGUUUAUAAAAAAUAAUAAUAAAAAAAGCAUUUUCGGCAAGCUAUUGCCAAAUAAGGAAAUUAUAUACCUACCUUCUUCUCCCCCAAAAUUCUUUCUAAAAAAUGCAUUUUAUAAAAAUAAAAAAUCGGGUUAAAAAAACUCAUAAAGAUAGUUCUUGAAUUUCCUUGAAAUUCCAGCCCAGUCAAAAGUUAUCACAAAACAAAAACAAAAAGUUGAGUAAACUUUGUGUAGCUCUCAACUAUCACUAGUGACAACAGAGGUGAAAAAGCAUCUGCAAUGGAGGAUCCCGUGACCUUGUGGGACACUCCAAAGACAUUAGUGUUGUUUUCUGACGCAAGCGCAAGAUUACAGCACUGACAUUGGCUCCUGGCAGAUGAACUGCCAGGAACUGAAGACGUCCUAGCAGAUGAUGAUGGCGACAGCCAUGAUGGACCGGUUCGGGUGCAUAUAAAGCCCACCUUUUCUUGCACCCAAUAGCCACCUCGCUGCAAGCAGCAUAGCCAACAUCUGUGGUCUUUUGCAAAAUAUGCAAAGACCCCAGAAGGUAACAGUCGCUUUAACUUUUUAUAUCACUGCUGAGCUUAUUCUGUAAGCAGUGGUUUAUGGAAACAGCAAUGAUCAUUGGGUGCUGUAGUUCAUUUGUCAGCAUUCUUAUACAAAAAGCUUCCAGUUACAAGUCCCAUAAACUGAGAUUAUGAUAUCUUUUAUAGAAGUGUUUUUGGAGCAAAUAGGUGAAACACCUCGGAGGGUAGGACUUAUGGAGCAAAACUUAUUUAUUUAUUUAUUUUAAACUAGUGAUCAAUACAAAACAUUAAAAAAACACCUAGCACAUUUAAUUGGAAUCUAACCUACACAUUGCACCAAAUGUCGUUGUUGAUAUUAUGGGGCAAGGUCCAGAAAAGGUGGCGGUGAGGGGAAUGCAGAGGGCCACAUGGAGAUCUUGUGGCAUUAAAGAUGCAUUCCUGAUUACAGCCUGGUUCAAGACUUCCCAUUUCAAAUGCACUAUCUGAAGGGAUACAAGCAUAUAUUGUUGCACAUGCAUGUGAGCUCAAUGAUAAUUGUACUGUUCUGAAGAUUUCUAACAAUAUUUGGCUUUGUGUAUUAAAUAAAGAAAAGAAAACAUUUAUAGUGGAAAGCGUUUUUGUACCUUACAUGUUAUAUAUUCUAAUAUUUAAUCUGUGAACCAUCAAGCAUUUUAAUGCUAUUUAAAUAUUUGGCUUGUUUUUUUUUUCUGACAUGGAAGAAGCCUGCUUGUUUCUGCCGGUUUUAUAUAUAAUGCUGUGUAAAUAUAAAUGACAAAAACAAACAGAUAUUUUGCAGACAUGGAAUUGCUUGUUUAAUAUGAUAUUUUUUCCCAGUGAAAGCCUAGUCAUACAUUCAAGUAAACAUACCCCCAAGCCCCUUAUUUUUCUGUUUAGCAAAAUGUAUAUUAUCUUUUUAUUUUCUUGCAGUUAUAUAUUCAGUGGUGUGAUGAAGCUACACUAGAGGAGGUGAGUGGCUCGGAAGCAUUUAUCUUGGUUAAAUUUUAAUGAGAAAACACUUUUGCUCACAAUUGUAGGUCCCUCUUCAUAAAUGAAACAUUGAGCUUUAUACCAUUAGUUGAUACUGUUUAGUUUUUUUUUUUUUUUCUUCUCAGUAUCUUUCUGCUGGCAUAUACAUUUUUGUGUAUGUCUGGAAAUAUUUAAUAUAGCUGUUGGCAAUUUUCGAUGUAAGAAAUAAUAAGAAAUAAUAUUUUAAGAAAAUAUUUACUGAUGCCAUCUCUGCAUUUCUUUCUGGAAAGUAUAAUUUUUGACUAUUACUAUUAAUCAAAUCAUUUUUAGUGAAGCAAAUAGAAGAAGAUAUCUCCAGGCACUCAGGAUGUUAAAGUUGCAGGCAGAUUUAUUGAAACAGAAAGGACAGCAACGCUUGGACCUGUCAAGCUUGUUAGGUCGAAACGUUGCUGUCCUUUCUGUUUCAGUAAACCUGCCUGCGGCUUUAACAUGCUGAGUGCCUGGAGAUUUUUCUCCUAUUUGCUUUGCUGUUGUGGGAUUGCUGGUCCUGCUUCGGAGCACCGGGUGGCUGCUUAGGGAUUGAGUGCGGUUCCUACCUACACUUCUGCAAAUCAUUUUUAGUGGUGACGAUUGUUGUACUCCAUUACAGAUUACUCAGCCCCGGUACAGUUCCCCCUAUUCAUGGCCUCUAAACUACGUUCUAGUUCUCCAAAAGAAAUGGGAAAUAAAACGCAAGAUGAAAGCCAUUGGCUGGGCUGGAAAGACUCUAGACCAGGUUAGUAAAUUGGAAUGGUUAAAUAAAUAAAAAAAAUUCUAAGUAUAUUGUAUUUCACUGAUGACUGUAGAACAUUAGAAUGUGAUCAUAAGUAGUCUCAAAAAUGACAGAAUAUGAUUUGUAGAUGCAAGUACAAAGGAACACAUUGACAAUGUUUCUGUUCUUCGUUUUAGAUAAGGCAUUAAAAAGUAAUUUCUCUUCCUAAAAUAAAAGCUUAAAAAUGUUUGUCUAGUCAUACAUGGGUUAGAAUAGCAUUAUACAAGUAUAUACUGGACCAAUUCAAAUAGCCAGUUCAUUCCCUGAUGGCCAGCUCCCGACUGAUUCCUCUCUUGCAACUGUCAUUAGUCUAAUACCAUCCUUACCCUUUGUGUCACUUUACCCCCCUCCCUCUAGCAUGUAAGCUCAUUGAGCAGGGCCCUCAACCCCUCUGUCCCUGUGUGUCCAACUUGUCUGGUUACAACUACAUGUCUGUUUGUCCACCCAUUGUAAAGUGCUGCGGAAUUUGUUGGCGCCAUAUAAAUAAUAUCAUAAUAGUAAUAAUUGUACAAAGGACAAGAAUGGAGAUUUGUGGAAAAUAAAAUCCUCCUAUAGUAUUUGAAAUGGUUCUGUAUUAUAAGACUGAUAAAGGUAGGCUAUUCACUGUCCAUUAAAAGAACACUGUAGUGUUAAACUAAUUAUUUAUAUUAUAUUAUUUGUAUAUGAAUGCGUGUGAGUCUAUGCGUGUACAUGAAUGUUUGUGUUUAUGCAGGGCCGGUGCAAGGAUUUCUGCCGCCCUAGGCAAAAAAAAUGUUGCCGCCCCAUUCGUUCCACCCACUCAUGCAGACUUACAUACAUUGACCCAUACACCUACACUCUCACCCAUACAAACACACACACACACACUGACCCACACACAUACACAUACGCUCACACUGACCCCCUCCACACACACACUGACCCAUGCAGACACACGCUGAGCUAUACACAGACCGAUACGUACACACACACUGACCCAUGCACACCUAUACAUACAUACACAUACACACACAGACCCAAGCAGACUGACAUACACAAACAUACUGACUGAAACAUACUGACACACAUUCUAUGAAACACAUUGUUCAUUCUCUCUUAACUUUGUUGCACUUUGCUCUUCAUCCCUGUCUUUACUACGGCCGACCCUUUUUGCCCAAGCCCUAUUUCCUGUUAUACUCCCGUCCCCUUAUCCCCAAGUACAGGGAAAGUGGCGGGAGCAAGCGAAUGACACGCCCUUGCGCUGCAGCGGUGCUUGAGUGGGAGAGGGGUCCUGAUUUAGCAGGCUGUGGUGAAUGCUGGACCGAUGUUCUACUGGGUGCUUGUCUACAAGUAAGUACUCCCUAGCUCCCGGUAAUACGGCCCGCUAUAUAUAAUCAAUCCCACUUGAUAGGGGGGCAGCCAGACAAGCAGUAAAGCCACUGCUGACGCCCCCCUAAGUAGGCGCCUACUUAGCCUAUAGGAUGCGCCGACCCUGUGUUUGUGUCUGUGGAUAUCAAUGUGUGUGUGCAUGAAUGUAAGUGUGUGCAUAUGAUUGUGUAUGUAUAUGAAUCUCAAUUUGUGUGUAUGAAAGUAUGUGUGUGUGUGUUAUUUCCCCAGCAAAAAAGGAUUGAGGUGGUGCAGAUAAAGACCCUAAAUUUCUUUUUUUUUUGUACAGUUUAAGUGGGUUGUUGCCAGAUGCCAGGUAACACAAGUACGCCUCUGGGUGGAGGUAUUUUAUCGAGAACUAAAAAUUAUAUCCACAUUGUGCUAGAAAAUGCAGUUUACCCUCAAAAUUAAACGUUCCUUCUAUUUGGCAUCUCCUGUAUGUUGUUUGCAAUGACAAAAUCCACACUUCACGGUUAUUUUGCAGCCAGCUGAAGGAGAACUAAGCAACAGUUCUUUAAGAUGAUAUGGGAAAAAGGAAUUCAGAGAUAUUGUUCAUUGGGUUUGUUGAUUUUUUUAUCUCUGAAAAAUUGUCAGAAUAGAUAUGUACAUGGCCAAAAUAGCUGACAUAUAGAUCUUGAAUAUAUAAUUCUCUGUACCAUUACCAACCUCUUCUCAUUCUGUCUGUGUGCCUUCUUUUCUCCUCCUUCCCUUCUUCCAUCUACUUCUUCCUCCCAUCUUCCUGCUGUAAUCUGCUCCUCACCGUCAUUCAGGUUCUCUCCCAUCUACCCUCUAUUUGUUCACUCUCCGUCCUUAAAAAAUCUCUUCCUUCUCUGCUCAUACUUUCUUUCCGUAAUCUACAUUUCAAAUUUCUCCCUAUCUCACUUACAUCUGCUGUUCCUCUUCCAAUUGGCACCGUUUCUUUAGCUCUGUCAUCGACUCUUUACUUUCUGCUCUCUUCUACCCUCUCCUUAUUCCUGAUUACCUAAUCUGUUUGUACAUCUGCUGUUCCCCAUCCAUCUACUCAUUUCUUAGUAUUUGGUCUUUCAUUCUCACUCCCGUCUAUUCCAUGCUAACCUCCUCCAUUUGUUCUGUCUUCUUCUUGUGUAUCUACUCUCUCUUCGCUUUUUGUGAGCCUUUUUCUCCAGAUCUUAUUUAGAUAGAAUAUUGCAGUUGUGAACAUCAAAAUUCAUACUGCUGGAAGGCUAUUCAGCAUCUCCUAAAAGUAAUUAUGUACAAAUUAUAUUUGAAUGUAAUUCUCAUUUGACAGUAUCUACUGUACCAGCCAGUAAUAGCUGACUCUCUUGUCUGAUUUUCCAAGGAUAUAAAACUCUAUAACAACAGGCAUUCCAAAUAUUUCCCAGCUAAUUAAGAGACCACACAUAAACAAAUCCUGCACUGUGUAGUUUUGCAAAUGGAAAAAUAUGUGCUUAAUUAUCCAGAUUACAUUUUUGAUCAUUAUCGAACAACAUGGUAAAAGAUGCACGCAUAUUUUAACAAAUUCCUCAACAAAUUCAGGAGAGCAUUGCACACACAUCAAAUUUUAUAUUUUCUUUUAUAUUUUUGCCAACUUGAGUUUCUCCUGCAAACACUGGGGGAGUUAUAUAAAUCUCGUGGAGAAAGAGAUGUUUUGUAAUUGGAAAAUAAGAGAGAAUGAAGACUUUGAUCAUUUUUUUUUUAAUCUGUUAUUUUAUUCUGGAUGAUCAUGGGACUAGAUACAUGUUCACCCCAGGACUAAAACUAUUACCAUUAUAUAUCAUGUAAUAAUCUUUAAAAUAGGUUGGCCUAUACGCUUACAGCUACUAAAAUAUGUCUGCUCUAGUGUGUAUGCCUGCAUUAAAAUGCAAGGCAUUGUGGGAUAUUACACUCCUCAUUUGAUGGUGGGACAGAUAUAUUUUCAUCUACUGUGGUCUUGAAGAUGGCUGAUGCAGUUCUAUCCGUAUGCAUAUCUAAUAAUCUAAACAUUGGCUGGCAAUUUUGUACAAUCUAUAGGCCCCUGAUGGCGUCCCUUGAUGAGACUAGCAGAGACGUGCAAGGGAAUAGGUUGCACGUUAAAUAGAUGAAAUUUUGGUUUUCAGCUGAUGCUUGCUUUUGUAUCUGAAAAUGUGGAUGGGAGGUCCUCUUUAAAUCACAUGUUGGUUUUUUUUAAGAUGUAUUGCAAUGCAGGACCUUUUGUAAUGAUCAUCUGUGGUACUAUCUGUUGUAGUUAGCACAUAAUUUUGUUUCAUCUGACAAAACGUGUGUGCAUAUCCUGUAUAAGUGUCCAUUAGAUUCUACAUACCCUGUUACGAUUCUGAUUGAGUUUUAAAGUCUCCAAUGGAUUCAGAAGGAACAUUAAAGUGGACCUUUUAUACGACAGCAUUUUGCUCAACCCAAUAGCUGACUCAAUUAGGACCUGGCUGUUGUGGCACAGAUUUUACGGUUCUUACUGAACAGCUAUGAUAGGGCACCCUAGACCAGGGGUAGACAACCUUCGCAGUCCAGAUUUUGUGGACUACAUCUCCUGUGAUGUUUUGCCAGUGUUAUAGUUGUAAGAACAUUAUUGGAGAUGUAGUUCACAAUGUCUGCAGUGCCGGAAGUUUCCUACCUAUGUCCUAUACUUUCAGCAAUAAAAUAGUAAAACAUUGCUGUAAAUUAUUAAAUGUAAGUGUUAAAUGAUCAGGAUAAGAGUGGGUAUAUAUUAUUGAAAAUAAUAUGUACUUUGCAAAACAAUGAUUCUCAUUCACAAAAUUUGAGCAGUUUUUGUGGUAUUGCUUAAACUUAAAAAAUUGCCUGACUUCAGCUUUCAGCCAGUUAUUAGUUUUAUCAGCUUGAAAAUCAGUAUGGAUAAAACAUCGGAGAGAAAUCGUCAGCUGUAUAAAAUUACGUUUUAUGUAAACCUAUUAUCCUUACAUGUAAUGUCAUUGCUAUCUCUCCUCUUUAUAUAAGCAGUUCUCCCUUCCAUGGAGAAGACCUCACUAUAACCCAUUGCUGUAUGCAGAUACAUUUUCUUUUUUCCCACAAAAUAUAUUUCACACCCCUAAAUUUAAUAUAAUAGCCUUUGCCUAGCAGUUUGUUAAAUGCAAUGUUGCAGCACAAGGAAGAUUGUUUUGAUUGUCAUAUCUGGGUCUUUUAAGCAUUUAAGGAAAUGGUAUGCUAGAACAAAGGAAGCAUGCAGAAGAUAUAGGGACUGCGAUGCUGUGGAAGAGAUGAUGGAAAUACAGUAAAUAGAUUUAAGAAUGUCUGUAAUACCCAAAUAUCAAACCAGUCUGUGUUUGCAAUUACAUUGAAAUGACGGUGAGAACACUAAAUAGUCUUUCUUUUUAUGUGCUGCCUGGUUCUAUCUAUCUCUCUAUGGUUACUGCUAAAAUAAUUCUUCUAACACUUUGCCAUGUAGAUUGCUCACAAAAAUACACAAUAGUACCCAUGUUUCUUGUUUUUAGGAGCAGCUGUGUAUAGUCUUGAUUUCUACCUGUAUGGUGUGAACAUGGGUUUUAAAUGAGGAUAAUUUAAGGCCAGAAAAGCCAAACUGAAAACAUUCUUCAAGUCCGCUACACUUCUAGCUUGGCUACCUUGGCCUUAAAUUUGAAUUCCCAACAAUUCUCACUUAGUGAAAAAUCCCGUAAGUGACUUACAUGGUUUGUUCUUCACUAUGUAACAUGUAAACUAUUCCCUUGCACGUCUCUGCUAGUCUCAUCCAGGGCUGCCAUCAUGAGGGUGAUAACCAACUGGUUGUCAUGGUUGGGACCCGGGACCCAUAUUACCUAUCUGUAGCGGUGGAACUGCAGCCGGUGCAGGUGCACUGGGGCCCGCACGCUGAUGGGGCACAUCGGGUGGCCCAUGCACUUAAAGCCACCCGAUGGGCAUGUGUCUUCUGGAGCCCGGUCAACUCUGCAGCCCUUUCAUAGCGCGACCGAGCCACUUUAAAGAUGGCAGCCACUGCCUUUGCUGGGUGGAAGUGACGGUGUAUUGUGUGUGUGUAUGUGUGUGUAUAUAUAUAUAUAUAUAUAUAUAUAUAUAUGUAUGUGUGUGUGUCACUGUGUCAUUGUGUUUGUGUGUGUGUGUAACAUGUAUCUGCAUUCAGUACACAUACAGUACACAUGCACUAACACACACCGUGUCCACUUCACACACACACUCUGUAUCCACUCUGCACACCUCCUUGGAGGUGGACCCUGAGAACGGGCAUGGAGGUGGCCACCCUGAUCUUGCUUGUUUUGUAUUUCUCAAUAUUCACUAAAUACAGUCUGCAAUGCAUUACUAAUUAUCUGUUAUCUUCUGAAAUGGCACCGUAUACAUGGUAAUAUUGUAUUUAACCCUUUCAGUACAAGAGAGGCUGCAUUAUGCAUCACUCUGGCGUGGCUUACUUUGGUUUGUUUUCUAAAUAUUACAUUAUAAUAAAUGUCAGUCCACCCAUUGUACAGCGCUACGGAGUCUGAUGGCGCUAUAUAAAUAAUAAAAUAAUAAUAAAUCUUAUUACAUAUGUGUUAAUAUGAAGUCUAGAGGUUUUUUCACAUCUUCUCUUCACAUGUUUCAAUAGGUGUAUGAAGAUGUCGACCAGUGCUGCCAGGCCCUGUCUCAAAGGUUGGGAAGCCAGCCCUAUUUCUUCAAUAAACAGUAAGUCACUGCAUUCAUAAUUUCUUAAUACAAUCAUAAACUUCAUUCUAAAUAGCUUUAUAUUUCCUUAUAAAUGUCCUCUAAUGGCAAUCAUAAAAUAGUACAUUACAGAUCUGCUGUUUUUCAGAACUCAAAUUGAUACAUAACUUACUUGUGUGUAUAUAUAUUUUUACGUUUUGUUUUCCUUAGUCAUUAUAAACAUGCAUAAACUGAAAACAUCUUUAAGGCCUUCUAUAUGGUAAAUGCAAUUUGAGCCCUUAUAGAGUGAGCCAGUGGACAGUAAUUAUUUUAUUUGUGUACAUUUCCAUACCAGAAAUUAAUAGCUAAACAUUCAUCUUGUGUUACUCCAUUCAGAAUUCAUUCUUAUCCCAAUUGUACAACGCUACAGAAUUUGCUGGCGCUAUAUAAAUAAUAAAAUAAUAAUAGUAUAGAAAAUGUCCAAAUAUACCCUCAGAGUUCUUCUGUUCUCUAUUGCUCUUUUCCUCAUUUGGCAGAGUGCCUGGUAAUAUUUUAAUUCUGUGCUGUGAAAUGAAUGGACUCAUGUACAAGAUAUCCAUGAUACAUAAAUCACAAUUGAAGGGCUGUUUGGAGGUUUUUUAUGGCUUCUGUUUUGAUCUAAAUUUAGCAUAUCCUCUUUACCUUCAUAAAUAUGCCCGUAUGGUACACAAAGGCCAAUAAGGGUUCUAAAUUGCCAUAAACCUAAUGUUUCGGAUAGUCUAAACUCUGCUUAUAGACACUGUAACUACAAUGCCAGAAUGGGUAGUACCAGAAGCUCUCGGAUGAUCUUGUAGACCUAUGAAAGGGUUGUUUGAAAUCUACUUCCCCAUCCAACAUUCUCAGAGUCCCAAAUAAUGACUGUUAAAAUCUAUUUCCUCCAUAUAGCCUAUGGAAAAAAAUGACACGUAAAAAUAUGUAUCACGUUUAUAAUGAAGAUUGUACACUUGAGACACAUACACUAGAAUUUAAUUAAUAGAAAGUGUUGCUUGGGUUUAGUCGCAUCUUCAUCUUUACAACUAUUCGUAUCAGUUAACCUUUUUUCCUCUCUCCUGUUAGCUGAUGAUAGGUGUCAGUUUGCAAAUGGUGAAUACUCAUUGCUCUACAACACUAACUUGACAACUGUGGCCUAUGGAUGACCAGGUCAGCACAUUCAUGGCUGUCAGGUGGAAGUGGUCUCAUUCAGAAAACCACUGUUCCUCUUUGAUUUUGCUGUGAUGUUUAUUACCAUUUGUUUAGACAUCAAAACAAAAGAAAUUCAACUAACUGCCACAACUACGUAGUAACUAUUCUCCCUGUCUAGGGAAUUUCAGACACAUGAAAAGCCCAGGAGGGAUGUCAUUAAGUGUUUGAAGUGCACUUUUUAAAGUAAGUUUUGUUAUGCACAAGAGCUUUAGGGGACAUUGGGACAAAUAGAGGAUUCUUGUACCUUGCCCCGAGAGCCAAAAAGAUGACAGUCAGCAUGUUUUUGUUACAGUUUCAUUCAUUGCCAUGUCAUGUUACAUAUUCCAUUCUAUGUUUUAGAACAGCAUGCAGGUCUUGCUUUAUUUAUUUUUAAAAUGUAUAUAUCCGCAUUUAUUAUGUAAAGAUCUCCUAUAAUUUGCACCCGAUUGAGCCCUAGCUCUAUGGCGAUAGAAUGUUCAAAUUAAUUCCUGACUUGAUAGUUAUGUAUUAUUAUUAAUAACAAUAAUAAUACUAUCAUUAUUCUGCAGCAUAUUCUGCAGCACUUUACAAUUAUAGACAGUGAAUAUAUCAGAGGUGAAGAAGGCCCCGCUCAACGAGCUCCAACAUAUAUAUUCUGAUUUCUAGCUAUAUAAAGAAAGACGCAAUGAAUUAUUUAUAAAACAUUAACAUGUUCUGUGGUGUUAUGGGAGAGAAGGAAAAAGGUAAACUUUAUUCUCAUGUUAUGCAUAAAAAUGAAGGUUCAGUUUUUACUAAUUCCUGCUACACCCAGGCAUCAUAUAGCAAGGGCGCCAUAUAUUUCAUUAUAUUUUUUACAUUUCUCUCUAAUUUGCAGAAAAGGUAAUAAAACAUUGGAAAAUUGCAGCCAAUCAGGACCCCAAAAUCGGGAUCAGCAACAUGACCAUAAUGUUUAUUUGCUGCACUAAGGCAUUUGACAUAAUGUUUAAGGGGCUCUAUCAGCACUAUAACUACUAUAGCUUGUAGUAGCUAUUGAUAGUACAAAGAGGUUACAGACUUGGUGCCAUGUUCUGUCCAUUUUGGUGUAGUUUGACAGAAAACAAGGUUUUCCACAACCACCCACAGCUCGCUUCCUCUUCAUCCACAUUGCCUAUGUUAAAUUUACACCUCCAUAUUGCCAAUAUUAAUUCAGUCCAACUUGCAUGACAGUACUGGGUUAAUGUGCCCACAGCACUCUCAGCCAGUCAUAUGCUAUGCAGUCCUUGGUCCAUCCAUGUCUAAUGACAUCAACAAUCUAGGUUGUCUAAUAAACUUUUCAUCAUAAGCAUGUGUAGGAUGCUAUUUGGGUUUUACAUUGACACAGCAAGCAAUAGAGAAUGCUGGAUUUCCCUUGUCACUUGGUUGUUUUGGAAAAACCCGAGAUCUGAGAACACUUUAGUGUCAGGAAAUAAAAAUUCUGCCGUCGCCCUCACCGGCCACAAAUAAAGGGUUAAAAACCCUUAUUCCAGUACUGCGGUCCCUCAGGCUGACUCCAUCUAAUGCACAUGUGCACUGAUCGCAGUGUGCGUAUUAGGCCUUCCUCAUAGAACAGCAUUGAUUCAAUGCUUUCCUAUGGGAUUUCAAAGUUAAAUUCUGUGAAAUAGCAGAAAGCACGUCUAUUGGCUGUCUGGUUAACACUGCAAUAUAAACAUUGCAGUUUCUGUAAAAUUGCAAUGUUUUGUAUGGCUGGGCCAAUAGGGUUGGGACAUUGCAUCUAGGCUAGUUCAAUGAGUUUAAGCCUCUAUAAGAAACAUUGCUAAGAUUGGAAAAUGAUUGGGCAGUGGUUCCAUUUAAGCUAUUCACCACUGAAAUAAAGAGCUUCACUGUGCAUUUAAGUUAUUUUACUGCCAUAGCAUAUCAAAUGUUACAUAUCUACAUACAUACUGAUGCAAUGUUAUCUUAGAAAAAACCUGUUUUGCAAUUGUCAAAAUGUGCUAAUUUGCAACACUGUACUGUAAAAUAUUCUUCUCUGGAUGAAAGCAGUGAACACUAAUUUUACUAGAUUGGGGGAUUCGGUUUAGUAAGCUCCUCUAAAGAGUGGAGCCCUUUAGUGGGGGCUCCUCUAAAGAGUGCAGCUAACAGUUAUCCAAAGAGACCACCAGCUGCUAUCUUUAGACUGCCCUAAAACCCCAGCAGCAAAAGAUGAUAGCAGAGUUAACCAGCACCACAAAUGCUCAAUGCCUGCCUUAUUAUUAUUAUUUUUAACUAAAUUACCACUACAGAAUUAUUUAUCCUCUGCUUACCUAUGUCAUGGAGCAAGCUUUAAAGUUUCACUCUAAGCACCAAAACCACUUUAGCUUAAAGGGACUCUCCAGUGCCAGGAAAAAAAAACACUGGCACUGCAGGUCCCCUCUCCCUCCCACCUCCCAUCCCAAGUUGCUGAAGGGGUUGAAACCCCUUCAGUGACUUACCUGUAUGCAGCGCCGAUGUCCCUCGGCGCUGGGUCAGGGUCCGCCCAUGCUCCUCCCCCGCCGAAUGACAGCCGGCGGGGGAGACCUGUUGCACAUGCGCGGCCGGCGGCGGGGGAGACAUAAUGUGCAUGUGCGGCAAUGCCGUGCACACGCAUUAGACCUCCCCAUAGGAAAGCAUUGAAUAAUGCUUUCCUAUGGGGAUUUCGGUGACGCUGGAGGUCCUCACAUAGCGUGAGGAGGUCCAGCGUCUUUAUAACAUACUUUUCGUGUCCUCUAGUGGCUGUGACUUAAGCCUGCAAGGUAAAUAUUGCAGUUUACUUGCAGGGUUAAGUGUAGUGGGAGUUGGCACCCAGACCACUCCAAUGGGCAAUGGGCAGAAUUUGCCUGGGUGCCUGGAGUGUCCCUUUAAUGAAAUGAUUUUGUUUGUAUACACCAACACUACUUGAUUAAGCUAAAGUUGUUAUGGUAAUUAGACUAUACCUUUAAUUUCUACAGCGUAUACAGCUGGUAUUUUGUGCGUUGAAACUUAACAGGAUUUGUUCUAAUAUUAGACCACAUGUCCUCCUUUUGUAACCUCCAUACUACAUAAGAUGAGUAUUAUUUAUAAAAUACCAGCAGGUUCCACAGUGCACCAUGAUUCUGUAUAUUGGACUUGCCUGCCAUAAAUAAAUGAAUCCGAAUUAAAGAGAUCCCUAGCUCUGACUAGGCCAAUUCACAUUUUACUUCCAUACCAAAGUCAAUCUGUUGUGGUGAAGGAGUUAAUAUGAAUAGAAAAAUCUCUAGAAUUUAUAGUACGUGCUUUAACCUCAUUAAACGAAAAUCACAGAUGGUUUUGACUUGAGUAUUAUGCUGUUCUGUUUCUUAUCCAAUUCCUGUAGACCCACUGAGCUAGAUGCCCUGGUAUUCGGACAUCUGUUCACAAUCCUCACUACACAGCUGACUAACGAUGAACUCCGUGAAAAAGUGAAGAGUUACAACAAUCUCAUUGGCUUUUGCAGAAGGAUUGAACAGAACUAUUUUGAAGAUCACGACCGAGAUAGCACAUCCGGUUCCUCUACAAGAUUAUCAAAGGGGCCUGUGCUGGCCUAG
Molecule: messenger RNA, 77454 nt
Organism: Pelobates cultripes (western spadefoot toad)
Lineage: Eukaryota; Metazoa; Chordata; Amphibia; Anura; Pelobatidae
Source: the annotation of a GenBank genome assembly